GGAAGGCGAAGCGUCGCCCUCGUUCCGCGGAUCAAGGGUCGCCGCCGCCUCCGGGCAGAAGGGGCUCCGUCGCCCUCGGAACCCGGCGCGCUCCGCUUGGAACGCGGCCGGCCUGGAGGAGGAGGAGGAGGAGGAGGGCGGGACGGAGACAUGUCGGGCUCGGCCCGCCCCUCGCACCCCAAGGGGCAUCCCGGCUCGUCGCCUAGGUCUCACCAUGUCCCCGCCCGCAAGAUUUCCACGGGCAGCGCCGACAUGCUCAGGGCAGUCGUUAUGGCAGCCAAGAAAAACAAGGCGAAGGAGAAAGAGAAGGGAGCCAGCCGGCAGGUAGGAAGAGGCGAGCCAGCAAAUAAAAAGCCUGCCUCUCCGCCCCAGGGCCCCGGCCUGGCCCCCUACUCGAGCCCCGCCGCCGCCCUGAGGCCUCGCCAGCCUUCGCUCAGCCGCCCUCCUUGGUUCAUUCCUCCUCCCCAGUCUGGCUUUCCCCCCCUUUUCCCACCUAAGGGUGAAAUGCUCUGUUCUCCCCAUUCCCUAAAAUAUUCUCUACCCUUCCAGUGUAUUGAGGGGCUGUAGUAAGGCGCAAAUCCUUAUAUUUAUUCUAAUGGUCAGUAGUAGUAAUUUUAUUUUUAUUAUUUAUACCCCGCCACUCUGGACGGCUUCCAACACUUAUGGGUCUUAAUAAUAAUAAUUUUAUUAGUGUUGUUCUGAAGGGUGGUCAUAUGUUACAUUUGCCUUUUGAAAUAACAACAACAUUACUAUUUAUUUAUUUAUUUAUUUAUUAAUUAUUGAAUUUAUAUACCUGCUGCUCUAUACCCGGAGCUCUCGGGGUGGUUAACACAGAACAAAAUCAAAAUAUAAAACCACUGUGUGUGUGUAUACAAAAAAUGCAAACAACAACUCAAUGACUACAAUUGUUUUGUAGGAAUAUGACUACAAUUGUUUUGUAGGAAUAUAUCGUAGAACUGUAGAGUUUGAAGGGGUCCUGAGGUCAUCUAGGUCAACCCCCUGCAACACAGGAAACAAAGCUAAAGCACUGAUGGCCAUCCAACCUCUGCUUAAAAACCUCCGGGGAAGGAGAGUCUACAACCACCCAAGGGAGACCAUUCCACUGUUGAACAGCUCUUGCAGUCGAAAAGUUUUUUCCCCCAAAUGUUUAGUCAGAAUCUUCUUUCUUGUAACUUGAAAUCAUUGGUUCGAGACCCACCCUCCAGGAAAAAACAUAUUAUACACAUACAUUAUAACUGUUUGAAAUUAUUAUUAUCGCCCUUAAAAUUGCACAUAUCAGGGCACAUUAAAAAUAAAAGAAGAGCCUGCUGGAUCAGGCCAGUGACCCACCUAGUCCACCAUCUUGUUCUCGCAGUUGUCACACAGAUGUCCGUGGGAGCAGAAUCCAAGCACAAGACCACUAUCCCCUCCUGUGGCUUCCAGCAAUUGGUAUUCAAAAGCAUUACCACCUCCAACCAUGGGGCAAAGCCAUCAUGGCUAGUAGCCAUUGAUUAAAGCUAAAGGUAUUGUUAGACUACAGUCAUGCACGCUUACCUGGGAGUAAGGCCUGCAGAGGUCAGUGGGACUUCCAUACAGCACAUGUGUAAAAAUCCUUGCACCUGUGUCAUGUCUCUGUCUGUCUCUUCAGCAUCCAGCCCACUUUCUUCUGUUUUGCUUACAGUGCAGUCCUAUGCAUGUCUACUCAGAAGUAAGUCCCACUAAGUUCAUUGGGGCUUACUCCCUUGUAAAUGUGCAUAGCACUGCAGUCUUAGGUGCAUAUAACAUGUAAAUGAGCCUUUUUUGUUCAUUGUGGGAUGCUGUGUUCUGUGUUUUUCAUUAUAUAAACGAAUAUUUCUUAAAGCAUAAAAGGAAUUUUAAAAUACCAGAAUGAAAAUGCAAUAAUUUCAGCAAAAUCUCUAGAACAGCAGGGUAAAAACGGCAUGAUUUGAAACUCCCUCAGAUGGCAAAAAACCACAAUAAGAAAGGCCUUUCCCUGUCACUGAAAAUACCUGGAAGUAAAUAGAUGUUAUUUCCCACCUGCUUUACCUGAGAUGGCAGAGAUACCCUGAAGAUGACCUGAGUACAUGGGCAGGUUGGUGAGGAAUAAUAAUGGUUAGUAUUCAUAUGGCCCUUCAGAGUUGUGGCUUCUCCUGCUGCUGCUAAAGGAGCCCUGCUAGCAAAAGAAUGGCAACCAAGAUUCAGAUGUGAUUCACAUUGUGACAUAGCUGAUGACAGUGGCAUCAGCUAUGUCAUAAGGGGAUGUAGCUCCAUUAUGACAUAACUGAUGACAUAGCUCUCUUUCAGCCUUCCACACUGUUAUUUCCUUCGCUGUACUACCUCUCCACUCUACACAAACACGAGAAAACCUUUUCAUUUUCACCAAGAUGCGCCUCUCUGGAUUCCGGUAGGGAAACCAUAAGUUUUGUCAGUAUAUACAUGUUUGCAUUAGCACUGGUGUACAUAGUGGUUUUUAGAUUAAAACAAAUUGCCAUACUUUUCUCCCACCUUGUUAGUUUCCCUGAACUUCAGAGGCAAUGGAAUAAAGAAAAGGAAAUUCGCAUCUACAAAAUUGCUAAUGAUUUCCCUAUCUCUUAUUAAUUUUAUGAGAGGCCAGGGGAUGGGAACAGUAAAGAAAAUAGCUGUGUGGCAGAUGUCUUCUGCCAUAUUAAAAGAGGAGGAAUCUGGGGUCCAUCCUAUACCAGUUAGCUGUGAUCAAAGAGAUUUACAUAGACAAAGAUCAUGAAAAUGUGACAAAGCCAUCCCAAAUUGGAAUGAUUUUGUGGGGGGAGAUGGUGUGUUGAGAAUUAAACAUUCCCUCCAGAUAGAAAGCAUUUGUAUACAGGUGGUGCAAAAAUGCAGAAAGAUUGAAUGUAGUUAUAAAUACAUAUUGCUAGGUGACCAUAAAAACUGAUGCAAGCACAUUUAGUAUUGCAUCUUGAUGUUUUAUGCGUGCAUACCAAGAAUGGGAAAGAAACUCGAAAGUGCUUCCAAGUGGAUCAUGUGAAAUGAGUGAAAAGGGCAGAGUUAGCAUGGUGGAAGUGUUGGAAGUAAGCUUUAAUUGUUAAGAAGAAGGAGAAGAAGAACAGAAGUUGUGGAGUGCCAACCUAGUUGCUAAAAAUAGUGUACAUGCAAUGCCAAAGAGCUUUAGCUAAACACGUGUCAAAUGCGGAAGUUCCCAGAUUCCUGAAAACAUGGAGAAGUUCUUCCAAUCAGCUUAGAGACAAUAGCAACCUAAAAGGACAAGUGAUCUAACUUGGUAUAAGGCAACUUCCUAUGGUCCUGUAGAUUGGUAACUGACAUGUUUUAAUGGUAUAAAUGCCAAGAGACUUGUGCUGCUUUUAAAACCUUUUGACCAGCCAGUCACUUUAACGAUCACUCUGUUCUGUUUUUAAUUGUGUUUAUAUUUUAUAGUAUGCAUAAUGUACACCACCCUGAUAUUUUAUUAGAGGGUGGCAUAUAAAUACUUUUAUAAAUAAAUAAAUAAAAGACACAAACUUUUUUUUUUUAAAAAAAACCCCAAACCCUUGAUGUCAGUGUUUUGAAGCAAUGUUUGGGCCAUGACUUGGAAAUCUGACAGCCUGAUCCUAUGCAUGUUAAUUUUGGUGUUUGAGACAGUUCAGUAGGGUUUUACUCUUAAGUAAGCAUGUGUAGGACUGAAGACUGAGUAAAGCUGGCUUGCUUUUUAAUAUAAUUUAUUUGGCAGUGUACAAAAAUCAAGAAGAAACAGGCAGUGCCCAAAGGCUUACAAUCUGAAGUUAGACAGAGCACAUUGGGGAGAAAACCAAAAAGGGAAGGAAGGUCAGUGAGGAGAAGCCCGUGUGAAUCAAAUGUAUGAAGGAAGAGCUUUAAUUCAGAAAGUAGACUGGCAUGAGAUGUAAAGGAAAUCACUUUUAUAUUGCUGCUGGUAGCAGGGAUUAAACCAGAAAGACGUAUGUGUGUGAGAUAGAUUUUAAUAGUCUGUGUUUUAUCUAGAAGUUCAAUUACACCUCUCACUAAUGAUUUUUUUUUAAAAAAAAAUAAUUAAAUUUGUAUACCACCCAUUAUUUGUAGAUCUUGAGGAGGCUUACAACAUAAAAAUACAAUGGAAAAAUAUUGCAUCUAGUAGUACAGGUAUGGCAUUUUUAUUCUGCCAGGCUUUCAGUUAAUUUUAAUUCAUAGCUGCCUGUGGCAUGAAUUUGUUGGUUUGUUUUAAUGCUCUCUGGUUUUAUAACUUUUUAAAUUGGCACUUUAAUGAGGACCAAAGUGUGGUAUAGAAAUUAUUUUAUGAAUAAAUGGAUAAGUACAUAUGGGAAAGAGUUCAGAAUCUGAUUUUUCGUGAUAUCCGAACCUUGGCUUCUGAUUUGUUAUCCCCCAAGAAAAGUAAGCCAAGAACAAACCUUUGUUACUACUUACACUUUAUUGGGAGAGAAAUGAAUCACAAGCUAGGAUUUGAACAUUAAAACAAAACAAACUCUGACUUGUUUUCUGGCAUUGUGGCAGAAGCAGAGACAUAGUAAGGCACCAGCCUGCUGCUGCCCAUUCACAUUAAACCAUUUUUAACUAUGGUUUGAACCAGACCAAUGGUUGUGAUAUGGUGAAGUGCAUUAAUUCAGAUUGUGUAAGAAUUAAAAUUGUAAUUCAUUGGAGUAUGGUCAGGUAAAGAUUGGGCUUGCAUUUCCUUGCAUUCAAAUGCUCUCUUUUGUCAAAGAUGGGAAAGAUCGAUCCAUUUAUCCUUACCUGGGUUUCCAUCAUUUUGGGAACAGUGUUGUAGAAAAGGGUCAGUUGCAUUUACAGGUCACUAUCCAGAUGUGGCAUCCCACUUGUGCAGCAGACUUCCUCUUACAGGACUUCCCCUUCCUCCUCUCUCUGCAGCUCCCUCCUGUGUACCCCCAAAAUCAGCUGUAGGGGGUUUGGGGAUCCCUUGGAAACAGGUUGGGGCCAUGGGUGGGCUGCAAGGGGCAGGAGGAAAAGGACCACUGUGUCUGCUGGUGCAACAUUGGAUCUCACCCAUAAUACUAAGAUUGGCUCUGUCUAUAGACAUCAGUACACUUAAUAACUGGGGCAAAAUCUUUACCAUAUUUUCUUUCCUUCUGAGAUGGAUUUGCUUUUUUUUUAUGAAACACAGUAUUUUUCAAAAGAUGGCUUCAGAAAAUCACCUCAAAGUAGUAAAGCAGUAUUGUGACUGUACCUAAAUGACAUGUCUAUUUUUCCUGGAUUUUUUUUUCUAUUCCACAAGAUUUCUGAUAUGCCCAUUAUACCUAUGUUCUCUCUUAACAGUGUGCAAUCCCAUGUCUCUAUCUUGAAUUGUUCUAGUACUAGCCUGUAAGUACCUUUACUCUGUGCCCCUCUCAGAAUUGUCUCUUUGUGUGCAAGUUGUCUUUGGCCUCUUCAAACAGCUGUCAUUUCUCCCCCUCCCCUGUAUGCUCAUUGUCAAGUUUUACCCUAUUGCCACUUUGAUGACUAGAAAUAUUUACACCAUCAUCCCUAAAGGAUGAAUUGUCCUGAACCCAAUGUUCCACAGCUCCUGUCAGCUUCCCCCCAGAAAUAGGUUUAAAAGCUGCUCUGCGGCCUUUUUGAUGUUAAGCACCAAUAGUCUGCUUAACGAGCAGAGUCAAGGAAGCUAUAAAAGGCAAGAAGUUUUCAUUUAAAAAGUAGGAGUUUUGUUGAAAUGGGGGAAAUAAAAAGGAGUGCAUACUUUGGCAAUAAGGCAAGGGAAAAAGAACUUGGGGAGUUUGUUGCUGAAAACAUUAAGGCAAAAUUAAAUAGUCUAAAUAUAUCAGAAUCCAGAAACCAGCCCUGGAGGCGGUUGAAUUGUUAAAUGACCUACGUACAAAAGGAUGACUGAAGAAGGAUUGGUAGAUUUUCAUAGAGUCCUGCUGAGGAUACUACUUUGAAAACUAAGUCAAAUAAAGGUGACAAGUUUAAUUAUCUGAGGUACCAUAUUUUUCGCCCUAUAGGACACACUUUUUCCCCUCCAAAAAUGAAGGGGAAAUCUGUGUGUGUCCUAUGGGGCGAAUACAGGAUUUCGCUGAAGCUUGGAGAGCGAGAGGGGUCGGUGCGCACCGACCCCUCUUGCUCUCCAGGCUUCAGGAAGCUAUCAGCAAGCCUGGGGAGCCCGCAGGAGUUCCUGCAGGGCUCCCUAGGCUGCGGAUAGCAGCCUGCCGCCCGGCGUGAGGGGCGCCCUGAAGCAGAGCACCCCGCGCACCAGGCAGACAUCCGCAGCGUGGGGAGCCCAGCCCCACAAGCUCGGGGGACAGCGGGGAGGCGCAGCGCCGCCAUCCCGCUGUUCCCCGACCUGGUUUGGGGGGGGGGAAAUAAAGGGGAAAAAAUUCCUUUAUUUCCCCCCCCAAAAAAACUAGGUGUGUCCUAUGGGACGGAGCGUCCUAUGGGCCUAAAAAUACGGUAAUCAACAAAUAAAAAAUUAAUGCAUGGCUGGGUCUGCAUGGGUUAGGAAUAAGAGUUCUUAAAAGUGAAAUUUCUGAUACUUUAUUUAAAAAUAUAUAUUUUAUUAAUACAGUGGUGCCCCGCAAGACGAAUACCUCGCAAGACGGAAAACCCGCUAGACGAAAGGGUUUUCCGUUUUGGAGGUGCUUCGCAAAACGAAUUUCCUAUGUGCUUGCUUCACAAGACGAAAAUGUCUUGCGAGUUCCUGCGGGGUUUUUUUCCUUCCCCCCCCCCCCUUUUUCCCAAGCCGCUAAACCGCUUAUCAGCUUAUCGGCUAAGCCGCUUAACAGCUGAUCGCUAAGCCGCUUAUCAGCUGAUCCUUAAGCCGCUUAACAGCUGAUCGCUAAGCCGCUUAUCAGCUGAUCCGCUAAGCCGCUAAUACUGUUGCGCUAAACCGCUAAACCGCUAAUGGGCUUGCUUCGCAAGACGAAAAAACCCGCAAGACGAAGAGACUCGCGGAACGGAUUCUUUUCGUCUUGCGAGGCACCACUGUACUUAUAUCCUGCUUUAUAGUCUCAAAAGGCAAUCAAAGUGACCUACGAAAGAUUCAAGCCUGUUACUAGGACAAGAGAGCACAUGGUUAAUCUGAUUUUAAGCUGUAUUUCAGUCAAUUGCUGAAUUUUAUGUUUUAAUGUAUUUAUAUUUUUAUGUUAGCCGCCCUGAGCCCGGUUAUGGCUGGGGAGGGCGGGAUAUAAAUAUAUUAUUGUUGUUGUUGGCCCUAUGGCACCAGGAUUAUUCAGGAGGUAUUUCCUACCUUCAUCCCUAGUUGUUUGUGGUGUUGCACUACAUCUGCUGCCUACUGGGCAGCAGAGCCCACUGAUGUCCUCGCUGGAUCUCACUCAGACCAUGAUGGAGAGAAUCUUCCUUUGUUGCCUGUUGGCAGUUGCCAAGCAACAGUUCCUAUUGAGAUCUUUGAGACAAAGGAAUGAGACUGAGGAGCUGGGUCUUGUCUAGGUGAUGAUGGAGGCAAGUAUUCCCUUGAUAACAUUUGGCAGGCAACAGCUUACAGUAGGCAAGGGAGUGGGUCUAAGCAGCUGGGUCUCGCUCAUCUCACAGUAAAGCUAAGUCUUUGUGAGUAGUUGCCACACAGCAGCUCCCACUGUGUGUUCUGAGGCAAGGGAGUGCGGAUGAGUGGUUCUACUUUACUCAGACCUUGAUUGAUCUUUGCACUGAAAUUGGCCUUCAUGUUGGAGGAUUUGAAUGCUGCUAAUCUAAUACCAGUUUUUAAGAAGAGGUCUUAUAUCCUACUGUCUGUUCCAGGUAUAUUGAUGGGAAGCAGAAUUAAACAUAUGAAAUAACAAACUCUGCUGAGGAAGAAUCAAUGUGGCUUCUGAAAAAAUAAGUUCCGUCUUACCAACCUCUAGGAGUUCUUUAGAAGUGUCAACAAACACAAAAAUAUGGGUGUAGACAUUAUAUAUUUGAGUUUCCACAAAGCUUUUGGCAAAGGUCCUCAUCAAAGGCUCUUGAGUAAACUUAGUUGCCGUGGAUUGGUAACUGGUUAAAGAACAGGAAGCAGAGAUUAGGAGUAUGCAGACAUUUCUCACAAUGAAGAGCAGUAAGAAGUGAGGUUUGUUCCUAUUGGAUAUAAAAUGCUGGCUUUUAUAGGAACUAAGUCUUCCCCAGCAGAACCUCACAUUGCUUUCUACCAAUUUGCUGAGGGAUAUUAGGUUAAUUGUAGUUGCUGCUUCAGAAGUUGCUGCCAGAUGAUACUAAAACCUCAGAAGUCCAAAAUACGGCAGCAAUUUCUCCCAAUACAGCGAUUGCUUAUGAGCAUAUCCCCAAUGAGACAAUUGGGAAUCUCUAGGUAAGGAAGAUGCCAGUUCACACAUUUCAGUGUUGCGGGCAAACCACUGCAGUUGAUAAACCAGCAGUAAAACUAUGGAACCCUUUGCCACAGAAAGCAACGAUGAUCCAGCAGGCCAUUAUGUUCUUAUACAUGUACAGCCGAAGCAAGGGGGCGGUGGGGCUUUUCACUUCUUGUUGGUAAUAAGAUAUGAAUUGGUAAACAGCGGUAUUUGGUGUUCGGUACAAGUAAACAGGUGCACAUUUCAUAAAUUGCUAAUAAUUCCUAUAGUACUACAGUGUGAUUUACAAGCCAUGGUUUAUUUUCCCUUUCCUUUUUUUAAAUUGCUUUUAACUAUUAAGCACUGGUGGGGUCGGGGAGGGGGCUCCCUCCUUGCAUUGACUUUGUCUUCUAGGACAUGGCUUGCUUCUAUUUUGAGUGGGAUUGUAAAUCAACAUGGCUAUUUUUGGUGUGCUUCCUUGCUUAAGAAAUAGAACAGCUCAAAAAUAGAUGCUAUUGCACUUUACCUGCCUGGUGAUAGCAUGGAUAAUUUGAGACUUUCAGAAAUUAAUGUAUAUUUAGAAACAGUGAGUCUGUGUGCUGUUAGACUAUGUCAGUUAUGUGCAGGACAAGUUUGGGGUCUAAGGCACUGGCUAGCUUCUCUACCAGUGAAUGUUAUGUAAACCCUCCCCCCAAAGCCUGAUGUGGUAUCUGGUACAUAAAGAUUGUCCAGCUGCAGAAGUACUUACUCAUCCCCAGCCAUUGCUUUCUUUUGAAAGGCAGUCUGCUUCCUCCUUGGGAAGACAUUUGCUUGUGCAGUGGAACUUCCUCUUCCUCUCCUCCUCAUGCCCUGCAUCUGUUCUGGGGGUUCCCCUUCCUUGAGCAGAUUUGGAAGGGGCGUAGAGAGUGGAAGUUCCACCAUGGAAGCAGAUGUCUUUGCACUAACAGGGUGAUUCCAUUGGAUACAACCAAUUAUCUUGAUCAUUGAUGCCUCUUUUCCUUUAUAGCAGGGGUGGAGAAGCUCCGGCCUGGGGGCCAAAUGUGGUCAUCCAGGCCACUCUAUCCAUUCCUCAGGACUUUGCCCAAGCCAAUUCCCAGGCCACUCCUCCUUAUUUAUUAAAUCUAUAUACCACCCUUCAUCAAAAGAUCAUUGGCCAUGCUCCAUACCCUCCUUGAGUGCUUUUAUGUGUCAGGGAUGUGCUGUUGAACCGUGAUAAUCUCUCUUGCUUGCCUUCAUGGAGGUUGUAGAAAUGUGUUUGGGUGCAGAAAUGUUUGCAUGGUGGGAUGUUGGAAUUGCAUUAUGCUGCUCUACCACUCUUACCCUGGCCCAACCAACUUUUUGUUUCUGGCCACACCUACUUCUCUCUGACCCUACCUACCACAGGCACCUGAUCUAGGGUUGCCAAAACUCCAGGUCUGGCCUGAAGUCUCCAGGUUUGCUUGGCCCCCUGCAGGGGCCAGGUGGAGACCUGCAUCUCCAAGUGGGCAAGAGUGCCUUUAAUAAAUAAAGAUUGCAAGCUUCAGCCUGAUAGGAGUUCACUGCAAAUUAUAGCAUAGACAGUUAAGCUCCAUCUUCAGGACCUGCCCCCAUGACAUCAUCAGGGGCCGCCCCCUAGGUCUUGGGUUAGGGCCCUGAUAUCACAGGGUCUCCUGAUCUGUCAACCCUAAUGUGCUCCUCUGCAGGUUUCCCACAGGAAAAUGCUGGCCUAGGGCUGAAAAGGGUUCCUCCGCCUUUGCUUAAUCAAUAUCUAUAUAAUCAAAUUUAAGUGAUGCAUUUUGAAACUAGGCAAAAUAUUUCAAUGGUUUUUUUCAAGAAGGAAAAAAAAGAAGUUGGAGGGGGAAAGAUAAGAGGAGACACCUUAUAGGAAUUGGAUAGGUCAGGCAUCCCCAACCUGUGGUCCUCCAGAUGUUUUGGCCUACAACCCUAUGCUAACAGGACCAGUGGUCAGGGAUGAUGGGAAUUGUAAUCCAAAACAUCUGGAGGGCCGAAGGUUGGGGAUGCCUGGGAUAGGUUAUUAUUUCAGUAUGUGAAAGAAGCUUCAGGGACGUUCAGCAUUUAUUGUCUAUUUUCAUUACCGUCUUUGUGAAGUCCCUGAAAGGGUGGUCUGUGUUGAACCUCUUGUGGUCCUUGGACCAUAGUUUAAUAACCUCUGGGAUAAGAGUUUCAUUCAAAUUUAGCUUGUUAACUAGUAUGAACUUGAAUUUCUGCUUUGCAAUGUUGCGUUCUCUGAGAAGUAUUUCAUUUACAAAUGUAAGACAAAUUAAUUUCCACUUAUCUGUCUAUUCCCAAAUCAGCUAAGUUAGCAUUGGCAGCUGCCAUUGUUUCUUUUUAUGCAUUGAUGAAGAGAGAUCCUUGAAAUAAAUAAGUUGUGUGUGUGGCUGCUAUUGUAAUGUAAUGUAAUUUGCUUUCUACAGGAUGAGGAUGCUGUUAAAGAAGAAGAGGCAAUGGCUUGGAAAUUGCUUUCCCUUACGCAGAUUAAUAUUUUGUUGGAACAAGAUAUAGCAGGAGUUCAAAGGUAAGUCUGUUGAACUUAACCAUAAGUAUAGAUUGAUAUUGUUCUUAUUUUUAUUCUCUGUUGAGUUGAACAUCUUAUACCAGUUUUUGCCAGAUUCUUUCCAAAGGACAGAGCAAUGGAAUCCUAUACUGAUUUAGGAUCUUUUGACUAGUAGUUAUCCACACACUCAUGCUUUCUUGUGUUUGAUUGCCAUUGUAAGGGAAUUUAUCGUGUUACUCUACUUGUGGGUUUAUUUAAAGUGACUACAUAAUCAAAGUGAGUUAAUUACAUUUAUUAAUUUAUGCCCUGUCUUUCCAAAGCUCUGGAUAGCUGACAACAUGAAAAUGUUAUCGUAAUUAAUUAACGCUUAUUUGCACUAAAUUAGGCCUGAGCUCAUGGUACAGUGCUUACAGUGAGGAAUCACAUGAUAAUGGUUUUCUAUCAGGUCAACAGGAUUUACGCAGAUUACUAAAGUCUGGUUAAACUGCUCUUUUAAAAGGAGGGUAUGGGAAGCAAGAUUGUUGUAGCUACAUGUCCUAGCUUGGUCUUAAUGCUCCAGUUUUGGAUAAUCACAAUUUUUAAUUGCAGUUAUAUGGAAAUGUUCCUAAAUCUGAAAGAACCUUUGACAUCUUUGAAACAAGCUGCAUUACUGGAUUAUUAUGUCUCUGGAUUUUGGUGGGCUAAAGCAUUAGACUUCACACCUGUGCAACUUGGAGGACUCCUGACUCUGUUAAAUAUGCUGAUGAAUAACAUUGAGAGUAAGUUUUGUUGUAUUUUGCAUUUUGGGUUUUCCGUUUGAGCACUUUAAUAAAUUAAUUUACUUUUUGUUAGAAGUAGUUGUUUUCUCAACCCUGUUUUGUUUUUGAGCAAGAAUGAGUUGCAAAAGCAUGAUUUUUGAGCAUCCCAAGUUUCAGCAGGUAGUAACUUUAUUUUUUAUACAACUCACUAGCCAUUGUUAUUUUGCUUAGUAAAUUGAAAAGAUGCAUGGAAGCCAGAAAUUGCAGAGUUAAAGGCAGUGACAUACUGUGUAGGCCUGACCACGGUUUCAUGUUGUUUGAAGCCUUCUGCACACCUUCUCACUAAUCAAAUACAGUUGAUGUAUUUUGUAAUUAAUUUAUUUGAAAGGAUCUGAAAAUAGAAUUAAUUUAUAUGUAAACCAGAUAACGACCAUGAUCAUCAUAUUGUAAACUUGCUGCACUUUUAGAUGUGUGUGUGUGUGUGUGUGUGUGUGACUGCACCCCUACUUGCUCCAAUCACCAACUCCCCUGUCAUUCUGUUCACAUUAACCCCUGGAGCUUCCCCUUCCCUCCUCAUGCAACUAUUACAUUCACUUUUCACCCUCCCAACUCAAUUUCUGAAGUCUCUGCUUUGCACACGUUUUCGCUUUCACCCGUGUCCAUGUGCUCCUGCUUUUGUGUAAUCCACCUUGGGCACAAACCAUUCCCAUGAUGACCUUCUGCAUCUUCCUCCUGCCACACAGUGCAACUACCAAGCAUCCUUUCCACGUUCUGCCCAGUUAUGAAGCCACCAUCCUUUCCAAUUCUUCAGACCCUUUCAUGUCCCAGGUUUCAAGCUCAACCCUACAGUGGUGCCCCGCAAGACGAAUGCCUCGCAAGACGAAAAACUCGCUAGACGAAAGGGUUUUGCGUUUUUUGAGUCGUUCCGCAAGACGAAUUUCCCUAUGGGCUUGCUUUGCAAGACGAAACGUCUUGCGAGUUCUUGCGAGUUUGUUUCCUUUUUCUUAAAGCCGCUAAUAGCCGUGCUUCGCAAGACGAAAAAACCGCAAGACGAAGAGACUCGCGGAACGGAUUAAUUUUGUCUUGCGAGGCACCACUGUAUUUCCAUGCCACCUACUCCCCACUUUUUUUUGGAAGCUCCUUUGCACCCUUAUUUUCACAUUUACUCCCUUUUUUCCUCCACCACUCUUCAUAUUUUUCCCAACUCUCAUUUGCACACAGAUUAUCCCCCAUUUCCAUACCUUCUCCUUUCAUUCUGAACCCCCCAUUGCACAUACCAUGAUUACCUUUUCCCCCUUUUCCCUGCCACCUCCUUCAUUUUUUUCAACUUCCCCUUGCACACAGAAACACCCCCCACCCCACAUUUCUUUGCUUCCUCCUCUCUCCUUUUCUAUAGCCACCUUUGUGCAUAAAAACUAAUCUUGACAUGGGAGUAUUUGAAAGCCAAAGCUUUGCAGAUCUGUUUGCAAUAUGAAACAGUUCUCUGAAAAAGAGCUUGACAUUCUUUUCAGUAGACUCAGUCCAAAGGUACAAUCUGCUCUUUUGUGGGAAUAUUUUCCCAGUUGGUUCUUCCUGAUGUUCUUCCAGAGGUGGCUGCCUCAUAAUUGCUUUUCUGAAUCAACCACCUCGUUUACAUUAACAAGGAAUUCCAUGCUAUUUGGGGCUGGCAUAGUUAUUUAUUUAUUUUUAGAUGUAUAUGACCUCCAUCAAAGACUAUGCUCUGGGAUAGCAGUAUUGUUCACUGUCUUUGGUAGUUCGAACUAGAGUGCAUUCUUACAGGACAAUUCACUCAUCCCCACUUUAAUAUCCUGAAGAAAAUGGCCAUUAUCUGAUUUUGCCUUGGUUAUUUUUUUGCCUUCUCUUAGUUCAGUAUCUGAUUCAUCUCUUGAACACCAAUCAAGUGAAUUUAGGAGUGAUUAUGCCUGGAGAAUUGCUUGUGCAAUUUAUUUCUUAAUGUGGCAAAUACAUUGAGCUUUGAAAGCCAUGAGAUCUGGGUGAAAUCUAGCUGAAUUAUCUAGUUGUUUGUACGUAAAAGAUUUGCAACAUAAUGCCUUUCCAGCUAAUAACUAGUUGUCAGAUCUUAUUUUCCACACUUGAUUUAAAACCUUCAAAGUGUUAAAAAUGAGGGUGGGUUGUGUGGUUUUUUCUGGUAUGCAUUGCAGCUCAGCAUAUGACACUGGAAGAUAACAUCCAAGAACUCAGAAAUGCAAUGGCUGGAAUUGGGCGACGUAACUCGGAGAAAAGCGGUGGCUUUGAGUUCUUCACAGUGGAGCAAGCCAAAGCCAUAAUCAAUUAUUUGAAGAUCAGGUAUUUAUCUUACAUGUUCAUUGUUAAGAAGCACUCUGUGAUGCACCGUACCAAAUGCACGCAGUGUUCAGAUGUCAUAGAUGCCUCUUAUGAAUAAGUAUAGCUUCUUAUAGAUAAGAGAAGCAGAGUGGUGUUGGAUUAGGACUUGGGAGACCAGGGUUCAAAUAGACUCUCAACCAUGUAGUUCAGCGAGCAACCUUGGGCCAGUUAGUCUCACAGCACAACCUACCUCACAGGGUUGUCGUGGCAUAACCUACACCACAGUAUUGUUGUGUUGAUAAAAUGGGGACGGGGAGAGCCAUCCAUGCCCCCUUCAGCUCCUUAGAGGAAAGGUGGGAUAUAAAAGAAAUGUAGUAAUAAUAAUAGUCAUUUAUAAUAAUAAGCCCUCACACCACAUCAGCUAAUAAACCAUGUUUUGGGUUACUUAUGUGACAUACAUCUGUAUUUUCUGAGGGUCCUGAUAGGUAUCAUACAGCCAUUAAAAUAUAAAACCAAGUUAAAUGGGAAAAAUAGGUCCUUUUAAAAAUAAAAACUAAUUUACUUCAAAAUAUCAAAUUCACAGGAUAACAAAAUAUGAUAUGGGUGCAUAUAACAGUGACAAAAAAGCACAAAGUCAAGGAGGUCUUGAUGGGAAGAACCUCACAUACAAUUUCUCUCUGAUAUUUAUAUCCUUACUCACGUUGAUUAGUAGCAAUGUCUAAUGUCUUGAAUCACGGUGAGCUGUCUGAAGUUCAAUUUUGGCGUCUACAUUUCAGCAUUUCCCAAAUGAUGUGUUCCCACUACAGUUCAAAACAAAAUGCUUGACUUUAGGUCAGGCAUGAGUUCCCUGCCUGUGAACCCCAAUAUAAAUGUUUGAAGCUUCAAAAAUAUCUCCACUGUAUGUUCAUCUUGCCACGCUAGUAAGCAGUAUUAACAAUAUUAGUUUGACCCAGGUUCCUUCAAACUCUUUCUUUGCUCUUCCAGAGAUAGGAAUAAAGUUGGUGAACAAAUAUCUAACCACACUGGCAGAUACUGGUUAGAAAAUACUGAGCUAAGAGGAAAUACAGUAACUACCUGAAGAGGGCAGAGUGGAGAAAGUAAAAAACUACAAGUUAGCUCUAUCAAGGUUAAUAUUACAGUGAAUAUAACACUCCUCCCCCUCAAUAUUUUUGUGAGAUAAUAGACAGCAAUCUCACCAGAAGGCAAAAGUCAAUAAGCAAGCUAUUUGUAAAGUUCAUCUUAAACUAAAUGAAAUCUACUAAGAAACUUCUGGGAUCGCCAUCUAGUUAAUACCUCUUAUGCAGAUUCUUGCCACAGUUUCUGGCCAACAAAACAUGGGGGGACUUUACACAUUUUAAAUUCAGUCUAUGUUUAAGGAUGACAAAGAAGAGGAGACAGGGACAAGGAGACAAGAGUGUGUAUUUCGUGCAUUGUAUUUCGUGCAUUGGAUUAGAUGGAGAUACCCAACCUUUGUAGUAGUAAACCUCCCUGAAUCAACUCUGAGCUUCUGGGAGGUUCACAACUAAAGAGUAAAGAUUGGGAACUCAGGGAUUAAUUCUUAUAGUACAAGCAGUGGCAGCAUCAGAUUUUUUUUCUUUGGAAGAGCACAGAAGGGGCAAAGUAUAUUUCUAGGUGGGAGAGUGGUGUAAUCUUAAUCAGUUUAUUACAUUUUUGUUGCUACAUUUUUGUUGUUACAUUUUAUUCAGAUUAUUACAUUUUUGAUUCUUUGUUUUCUUUUAUUGUUACAUUUGCACUUUUUGUUAAAAAAACAUGUUAAUCAUCAGGUUGUUUUUUUAAUUGAUUGGCUUUUUAAUUAUAUUUGCAUGUGUCUUAAAUUAAUAUUUUCAGGUGUGUGGGGGGGGUGUCCCUUUUUAUUUUUUACUUAACUGCCCACUUGGGGUUGCAGUCCUCCUUUGUGAAAUCAAAUGUCAUUAACAGUUGCAAUUAACAAAGUGUUCAGUUUCUCCCAAGAAGCAUCUAUUCAGAGGUAUACUAGCAUUGGUGCAGGGCAACUAAUGCAAAUACAAAAUAAAUGUCUGGCUGGAUCACAACUGCAAUAGUCCCACUCUAUUCUGCCUCGGUCAAACUGCAACUAGAGUACUGUGUCUGGUUCUGGGCACCACUAAAAAGGAUAUUGACAAACUGGAAUGUGUGCAGAGGAGGGCAACCAAGAUUAUACAGGAUCUGGAAAGCAAAUUUUAUGAGGAAUGGUUGAUGAAAUUAUGUUUAGCCUGGUAAAGAGGAGACGGAAAGGGAAAUACAGUAGCCAUCUUCAAAUCUCUAAAGGGCUGUCACAUGUAGGAUGGAGCAACCUUGUUUUCUCCUCUAGGACCCAAACCAAUGACUUCAAGUUACGAGAAAGUAGAUUCUGGCUAAAUAUCAGGAUGAACUUUUUGAGAGUAGGAGUUGUUCAACAGUGGAACAGACUCCCAUGAGAGGUGGUGAACUCUCCUUCCUUGGAGGUUUUUAAGCAGAGGUUGGGUGGCCAUCUGUCAUUUUUAAGAUUCCUGCAUUUCUGGGGGGUUGGACUAGAUGAUUCCCUGGGUCCCUUCCAACUCAGCAGUUCUGUCAUUCUCUGAAAGACAAAUGUUCCCAGGAACGUCACAUGCAAAGGCAACAACCUCUCCCAGGUAUUUGGAGGUAUGCUGCUUUUGAGCACGAAGCCUCCAAUCAGCUGCCACAUUUUAUUUAUAUAUAGGCCACCUUUCGCAGUUUCCUUCACACAAAGUGGCUCACAACCUGUUAAAGCACAAUUUAUGACAUAUUACAAGCCAUAAAAAAAUGAAAACAUAACAUGAAACAUAAUCACACAUUGCCACAACAAUACUGGCAAAAGAAAUGUGUUUGAUGUAAACGGACAUCGAAACUAGCAAUUUGAAAAACAAACCAACAGAACAUAAAUGCCUAACAUAAAUAUCAGGGUGAAAGCUGUUUGGAAUUGUAAAAGAACAAUGAAACGGGGAACUGCGUACAACAGCAGACUUGAUAGAUGCAUUUUUCCGGUCAGGAAAACUGGUGAAGAGUUACUUCCUGAGGGAGAAAAGGGGUGGACCACUCCCACCAGCUCUCUCACUUUGCAUCCUUCCAUUUGUUGCUUGUUUGCUGCUUGCCUGCUGUCCAAACUGCAGGAAAAUUAUCCCAUAUACAAACAGCAGAAUGUAUCAUUUGAGGUAAUAAACUAGAAAUGGAAACUGAGGGAAGUCAACGGGGGGGGGGGGAAUUGAAAAUUAGUAUUGAUAUUGGAAAUUUAUUUUGAAAAUGUAAAAGCAAUAAAAAAUAUAACAACAAAAAACUGCAGGAAAAUGAUCCCAGGCCAGUCCCUGAACUGGCUUGGGAUUGGAUGUCUCUUGAAAGACAGCAUGCCUUCCUUCACUAGAAGUUGCAUCUGGAUCACCAGGGCAGUGGAGUAGCACCUGUUCUGGGCCUGACACAGAUGCUUAAGUGGAGAUUCCUGUACUGCAGGGGGUUGGACUAGAUGACCCUCUGCCCCCUUCCAACUCUACAACUCUAUGAUUCUAUUCCACCUCUGCAGCUCUAACAGUAAGGUGGCUAUGGCCUGUUUUAACCUUCCUGUUCCUUCUCAUUGCAUUUGUGCUCAGGAAGGUUAAAACAGAUCAUAGCUACCUUACUGUUAGAGCUGCAGAGGUGGCAUAGAAUCACAGAAUUCCUGGUCUGGGGUCUAUCAUUUUAAUUUCCUACAGUGGCCUGGCCUGCUUCUGCAUUGGGGUAAUAAUGUGCUGUUAGAAUGGAGUCCCUAAUGCUGAACAGAAUGUCAGAAAUGAGUUUAAGGUCGACAGUGGGUUCUGCCAGGACACUUAAGUCAUCAACAGCUGCCAGGGAUGCUGGAUGCAAAGGCUGCACUUCUGUAUAUAUUUUCAGUGAUGGAGCUAAGGUAUUUUUCCUUCCUCAAAAUGAGUAUUUGGUGCUUCAGCUCUUAAAACCUUUUUCCCCCCCUGGAGGAAGCUUUGUUAUAAACAUCUGAGAACUGUAAUAAAAACAAGGAGAAAUGCCUGAAUAUAGAGGCACAAUCCACACAGAAGCUCUGAUGAUGCCUUCAUGUCUGCUAAAAGAUGACAGUGUUUUUCUUUCCCCCCCUUUUUUUCAUCUUGUCUCCGGAGGCAGGCAAGCAAGCAUCAACAUAUCUCUUGACAUUUUCUUUCAGGAAACAGUUAAGCUGGGGAAAUAUGUUGGCAUUAAUCACUUUCAGAUCCUUGCAAGGUGUCAUAAAAAGCCCUACCCUGUAACUUCAUUCACAUGUGUAACCAUUUGUCUUGUCGUGCCAAAAGUCUAACCAUCAGUAACGGCAGAAAGGAAUGCCAAGUGUAUUCCAUUGUGUCCCUUAAAAAAAGAAAGGAAAGGAAAUUUUGUACUGUUUUGGAGGAGAAAUACGUAUGUUGUCCAAGCUACAUAAUUUGAUAGAAAUGUGGCUCAAUGAAGCUCCUUGAGAACCAGGACAGUAAUAAUUUGGCCUACGCAUAUACAUUCCCCUCACCUCCCUGAAUCCAAAAGGGUGUAUUCAGUUACACAAAUGAGCAUGUCUUCGGUCUGAGAGACAUGGCCAAGGUAUAAAGUAUUUCUGUAGCAGUAAUUUUCAAAAAACAAAAAACUAGGACCAGGAGUUCAUGAGGGAUUUUAAUAUAUAUACAUGGAAGUUCUUGUUAUAAUAAUAAAUAAAACAUAAUAAAAAAAUAAAGCAGUUCUAUCCUACCUUUUGGGACGCAGGUGGCGCUGUGGGUUAAACCACAGAGCCUAGGACUUGCCGAUCAGAAGGUCGGCGGUUCAAAUCCCCGUGACGGGGUGAGCUCCCGUUGCUCUGUCCCAGCUGCUGCCAACCUAGCAGUUCAAAAGCACAUCCAAGUGCAAGUAGAUAAAUAGGAACUGUUUCUUUAGAACUCUGCUGUACGUUCCAUUCUCUGACUUAGAGAUACGAGCUAUUUCCAGCUACACUGCAGUGUCCCUGAUGCCCGCUAUUGAUGCACACUAUUGAAAAUUUUGCCCAUCAAACUUUUCUUUAAGUCGUGCUUGAGGGAAAGCAUUCACAGGUGGUGUUGUGUUAUAUCAUCCAGAGAGAGCAGUGAUAAGGAUUGCAGAAACGCACUGUGACUGCUGCUGACUGCAUUGCUUCCAUCAGUACGUCCAAGUGAGUCUUCUGGCCAUGCAUCUGCUGCAACUAUUUUCACACUCUCUGAUGUCAUAAUGUUUUCAUGUUGCUAUGGCCGUGAGUCACCUUUUCUUAGCAUUGUGAUCUCACCAGAAUAAGUCCCCUACCCACAAACAGAUGGGCUAUAAUAGAAAUAGACAAUUUGUACCACUUGAUCACCGAGAAAAACAGCAAAGACUAAAAAAAAAAAUUAAUGUUUGAAAGUGAGGUAUGUCUCUCAGCAUCAGAAUUAAUUUAAAAUAACACUUGUGCUAACAUUCCAAAUUUCAGUAUAUUGGAGACUAUGACCUUUGAUACAUUCUUUGAUCUCCUUGUUAGGUUUGUAUAGAAGAAUCUAUCUAAAUAAAGUUGGAAAUAUGUCCUAUCUUGAGUUCUGAUAUUCGUUGUUGUUGUUGUUGUUGUUGCUGUUGCUGUUGUUGUUUAGUUGUUUUACUUACGGAAGUGACCCAGAGCAACGUACAGCACAGCAUAUACAGUAAAGCCAAUUACAAAAACCAUAAGAAAGCUAUUUUUUAAAAAACCCACACACAUCUUUACAAAUCAAAGACAGAACCUGCCCCACAAAAAUUUUGUAAAGCAGGAAUACGGUGGGACAAUGGAAAUGUAAGGGGGGAAAACCAGAUAUACUUCCCAAAAAUCUAGCUAGAAGAGUACAGUCUUGCUGGGGCAAUGUUUUCCUUGUGAAUCAAAAUGGCCCUAGUUUCCUCCCAAAAUAUAUUUUCUAAAUGGAUUCCCCAUCCCCCGCAUAAUGAAGUGUCAAUGUUCUUGUCUUCCAGCAUAUUCCAACAUUAUACACUAUAUGAAUUUCUUUUCUACACUCCCAGGGAAGAAAUUGUGUUGGGAGAUGAGGUAAGUAAUUUGUAUGACUGGAACUGAUUAAGUGGAAUGUUUUAAUGCAUGUUCGCUGGCAUCUGUUUUCUAUAGCUCAAAGCAACUUUGUGUCACAAUAGCUCAAGUGUUAACAGCAUAGAAUUGCAGAUGAAAGAAUAAAAGAGAAAUGCAGUAAUGCCUGUCUCCUCAGAAAUUUGAAAUUUAGAAGACUAAAUACGCCAUUGUUGGCUAGACUUCUUGCUGUCUUGUCAAUAAUAUCUUCAUUGACAUCAUUUAUAAGGGAGAUGUAUGGAAUUUUAGAUACAGCUUAUGGCUGAGGGCUGCUCUGUAGAGGUUUAAAGCUAAUGUGUAUGUGACUGUUUUCAUGGAUAAAUCAGCAUGUGGAAGGGGGUCAAUAAUAAUAGUGGUUAAUUUCUAAUUCCUCAUUAUUCCUGAUGUGCCACUCUUCCAGUCUUGUCUGUCCAUAUCCCUUUCAGUUACCCACAUCUUUUGUCUGUUCAUUUCAGCAGUUUGAUCGCUGCCUUAGUGUGGUUAGUCACAAGACUGACCACAAUCGAAAUGGGAAAGUAGAAUUUGCACAGCUUGCCUUUUCUGCCAGAGGUGCUCCCACUGCUGAGGAGGCAAUCCAUUUCUUAAGAGCAGCUAAUAUCUUUGGCAGUGGGAACUGAUAUGACAGAAAUUGCAAAGAGAGCUCCAACUGCAUACAUGGGUCUGUCGUGUUCACUUAUCACACCUUUGGACCGCACUUCUAUUUUUAGAUGAUAAAGCUGCAUAUACUUUAAAUAUGUGAAACACAUGAUUCCCCCUCCCCCACAGAGACUUUUAAAAUGAUCUCUUCCUAAAAAUUAUGGCUUGAACUAUUUUUUAGCCAAUGAGAAGGCAGCUUUAAAGGGAGCGGGCAAAUAAUAAAUGUCACUACUACCCUGCUGAGUGCUAACCAUCAUAAUUCAGUUUGUCUAACAAGAAAAAAAAAGCCAUUGCAAAAGAAAACUGUCAGACUAUGAAUGUCAAACUCUUGUGAGAAGGUAUAACUUGGCAUUUAGCUAGCAACAGGUAGCAUUUGUCCAGUAUCAGUCAAGUUUCUUUAAUGGUUUAGCAGGGAAUGCUUUAUAGAAAUAAUUUGCCAUUGAAAUAAAUCCAGUGGGGGUUUUUUUGCGGGCGGGGACCCGAAAUCCAAUCUGGACAGUGUCACUUAUUUGGCUAAUUUUACUAAAGAGCAGGUAGGGCUUUGAGGGGAACACCUGCCAUAUCAGGCAGAAAAUCCUCCAGAAACCUCAGGAAUCCAUCAGAUUCCAUUAACCUCUAUGGCAAACCAUUUCAGUAGCUUCAACACCCAUGGAUAAAGUCACUAAAAUACUGAUCCUCAGCUGGAAAUUAUCUGAGCUGUACAAGGGAAUAUAGCCCCCACUUCAAAUUGUCAACAUCCUGUACAGUUGAGAAAAGCACAUUCAAGAAUGUGGUCUGGUACAUGUACUCAGCUGAUGGCAUGUUAUGGUAGUGAUGAAGUCAUGAGCUCUCACCCCACCCCAUAAACAAGGUGGCCUAAGCAUGAAUUUUGUAGUCCCCAGAACCAGCAUUCUGGGGGUCUACAGCAUCAAAUCCAAGAUGACCUUCAUUAGAUCAGUCAGGACAGUGGGGUGGCAGAAUUCCCAGUUUCUGUCCCAAGUGCUCAACACAAGGCACAAAUACUCUGGAUUAGUACAGUUGUACCUCGGAGGUCGAACGUUUAAAUAACUUAAGUAAUUAUGUGACACAUGUAACUCACAUUCAUUUCCAUGCAAAUGAAACUUCUAAACAAUGUAAAGAAAGUCAUUAAUGACAUUUCAUUUACGGACUUAAAACAACAAUGGACACCAGUCAUAGUGAUUUGACUGAUUUCCAUUCUGGACCACAAACAAACACGCCAACUGUAGCAGUUUCCACUUCCUUUUCCAUUUUCACUGGAAUUCCCUGACACCCCUGUCUCCCAGUGCCUUACAAUCUUUUAAGCAGGUGUAAUUUAACAUCGCUACAGAUAUUUUUUGUCUCUGGACCAAAUUCUAGUUCUUGGAGAGGGGGGACUAACAUUUGACAAUCUCAUAAAUUGUCGGGGCAGGUUGACUGCAGGAACAAAAUGGUUCAUCUUCACAUUUUCUGGGACAUUUUAAGCAUGUAAAUACAGAAGACCUCUGGGGAUCCAAAGAGCCCAUGGACUGUAAAUGUAGGCCGUAGUCCUAAUCACACAGUGGGACUUACUUCUGAGUAAACAUGCAUAGGAUUGCACUGCACACUGAGAAUAACUGUUCCGCCUCUACCCCAGGAAAUGGUUGCUUCGAGCCUUGGCAUUCAUUUCUGUCUCAGGUACAGAAUUUGCUUAUUUAAUAUAACAUUGGCUUAGCCUACUUAUUCACAGAGCACAAAUGGAGGAAUGCUGAAUGCAGAAAUUCAGCAAAGCAAUUUCCAUUAACAUAUGUCAGAUCUCAUAACAAAUGUUUACAUUGCUAAGACAUUAAUUGCAUAGAAGCUUUUAUUAUUUUCUGUUGGGGGGGGGCUCAGCUAAUUUAUUUUACUUAGGGUGAUGUAUUACUGCGUGCCUGGGGCGGGGGGAGUUUUGGGAACAUUUACAAAUGCAGCCUUGAUGGUUACAUGUUCAUGCUGUUCUUGAAGGGAACAAGCCUUAAAAAAAAUUGGAAUGGUGUUUGCUUUGAAACAUUUCCUAAUAAAAAAUAAUGUGGUUGGUAAAUGUAGUUUUAUCCCUUCUUGCUUCAAUCAGUGUGAUGGAAUAAUCAACCUUUUACGGCCCAGCUGACUGGAUUUCUGAAGGAAUUUCAUACCUUGGACACAGUCCACAGAAACCUCUGUGCACAAGUUCCAAUGAUAUGAGUUUAUUUUCAAACUCUCAAGAGCAGAAAAAGUUUCCAGAGCAUUCUGCCCAGGGCUUAGAGAUGUCAUAGAGUCAGAUUGCAAGGGGUGUGUGUAAUUUUUUAUAUAUAAUAUUACAUGUGCUCUGUCAUUAAAUUUAUAGUCACCCGAUAUCAUACGCUGGAGUUACCUUCACAAAAUAGUAACUAUUUACAUUAACUUAUUUCUGUCCUGAGUAUAACCAUACUUGGACUCUCCCCAACCCUGAUUUUAUUUCAUUUGGAAUAUAUCACUUGUUCAUGUGAAAUUGUUACAGGAAAAGUUGUUCCCCCCGGUUCCCCAAAUUGGCUGAUUAGAAAGCCUUACUUAAAAGGAGUUAGUUUGAAAAAUUAGAAGCUGAAACUGGGUUGUUGUGGGUAUUAUCAGUGUGUUGCUCUCAACAAGUCUUCAUUUGGUACUUUUUUCUUGUGCAAGAACUCUUCAUUAAUUUUUUUUAAUCCCAAUGUAUGAACUGAGAUCUUCUGAACUGGGUUGUUGACUGAUGUGCCUAGCAUGCAGCUGGAAAUAUGCAUACUUAACAUUGUUCGGACGAACAGAAGCAAUAUGGCUAGGUUGUGUUUAGUUGGGAAGUAAAUGAAAAUUAGAGUGUGGUGAUAAGCACCUCCCAGGGAACACCUACGUAAUAAGCUACCUGCCCCCAAAAUAUUCUAACUGGUUUCCACACCAGCAAAGACUAUGGAAAUAUAAUGGUUCAUUUUUACUGAAAUGAUUAUAUGUGAUAAGAGUAAACCCUGAUUUAAUGUAAAAACAAAUACAUUUUGACGAUGAGAUCAUCUGCAGGGUGGGGGAAAAAAGCUUGUGUACAUGAGCUGUGCUAAUUCUACAGUAAAGCCACAUCUUGGGAUCACCCUAAUUUCACCCCCCCCCCAAAAAAACCACCUUCUGGUAUACACACAUUGUUCUGUAUUAAUAUUCACAACAGUUAUGAAAUAUUCACUUCAGCAUAUACAUUAUUUUUACAAACUAGAAAAUACAUUUUUUAUCUUUAUAUAUCAGAAAUCUCUGCAUUGUUCUCAUAACAAAGUCUCACUUCAAGCUAUAUUUACCUACAGCUGUGGGUGAUUCCAGAGUAAGCUAGCUGGUAUUGUGCUAUCCAAUUACGUGCAAGUCAACGGGCAUUUUCCCAUAUUAGCUGAAAAUUAUUGUACCAGCAAUGAGUUAUAUUUAAUGUGAAAAUAGAGGUCAUACCCACUGAAUAACUACAGCUGGGAAAUGAGUGUGUGUUACUAUUUAAAUUGCUACCAUAUGGCUAGCCCUGUAAUAUACAUCUGUAUAUUUAUGAAACUCUACCUAAGGAAUUAUUUAUAUUUCAAUAAAAAAGAUAAGAUAUAUACAAUGAGAACACAGACUAUUAAUAUGGGCUCGCUCUUUGAAAUGAAAGAAAUAUUCAGAGUUAAAUAUUUGUGGUUUGUUAAUCCGGGUACAUUUGGCAUAGGGUUUGGACUGACUGAAUAAUCAAAACAUAAGACAAUGGAAACAUUUAGCAAUGCCAAGAGAAGGAGUGGCAUGUAGAAACCCAUGAGUUUCAAACCUGCUUUGAGCAUGCUCUUAAAUCUCAGAGCAGAAACUCUCCUCCAUGUUUGUCUUCCUUCUAAUUAAAGAAAUGAAUUUUAUACAAAGGUCAGUGAGUUCAGAAUUUGAGCUGACUUUUCCUGUGUUUGUAGUUGACGCAGUCUGGGAGAGAAACAAGAGGCCAUGAUAUUGCCAGUGUCCUAGUUUUGAACUGCUCAUCCUGAAGCAGAAAGGAUGCUAAUAACACUGUGCUAUUUUGUCUCCACCUCUGCUCACCAAGGGCAAGAUGGUUUGAUCAUAUAAUGCCAAUCCUAGCCCGACUGCACUGGCUGUUUCUGGGCCCAAUUCAAAGUGCUGACUUUGACCUAUUAAGCCUUAAAUGGCUCAGGUCUGUAAUACCUCAAGGACUGCGUCUCCCCAUAUGAACUAACUCAGACCCUGUGAUCAACAUCUGAGGCCCUUCUUCAUGUGCCUCCUCCACAAGAAUUCUGGAAGGCGGCAACACGAGAAUGGGCCUUUUCUGUGGUGGCUCCCCAUUUGUGGAAUGCUCUCCCCAGGGAGGCUCGCCUGGUACCUUUGUUGCAUAUCUUUAGGUGCCAGGCAAAAACAUUCCUCUUCUCCCAGGACUUCAGCUAAUUAAACAAUGUAUGAUCUUCUAAAUUGAGAGGUAUUGUUUUUGUUUGUUGAAGGGUUGUGUAGAAAUUGAAUAAAUAAUAAUAAUAAGUUGUUAUUGAGAGAUGUGUCUGUCAAGGGAGAAUGGAACAUGUUGUAGUUAAUUCAAGUAGUUUUGGGGCACUAGAUGUGGGGAGACAUGCAAUCAGAUGGGCUGGAGGACCACCAAGGGCUCUCCUUGCUCCUGAUUUCUUUCCCAACUUGAAUGACGUGGCCUCCACAUCUGUCAGCUCCUCUGUCUUGGCCUUGCUGCUGGUGAACAAGAGGUUGACCAAAAAAGAAAGACUGUUUUCUUCCAUGACUUGAUUCUGAUGAAGCACACAGACUUGGCCUGCACUACCAAAAUUUGGCCAAUACGCAGGCCCGUACAGUCAUACCUCGUGUUGCGUUUGCUUCAUGAUACGUUUUUUCAGCUUGGGCCCGUGGCAACCUGGAAGUACCGGAAAGGGUUACUUCCGGGUUUUGCCACUCACGCAUGCGCAGACGAGCAAAAUGAUGUCGCGCACAUGCACAGACGCGGCAAAUCGCAACCCGCAGAUGCAGGUUACGUUCUGCUCAUGUUGCAAACGGGACUCCGGAACGGAUCCCGUUCGCAACCAGAGGUACCACUGUAUUGAUCAGCUGGUUUGUUACCCGAAAGCCAUCUUGCAUAAGUAAUUGGGCAGUUGACAUGGGAAAUUCUUCUGUAUUGAGUCCUUUGGCUUUCUUAGUACAUUUGGUACAGUGGACCAUGUUUGAGGAAAGCUGAGCUACGGAACUCCUUGCAAUACAGAGAACUCUGUGGCAAAGAAUUUAGCAAUUUUGAAAGGUGGAUUAAUUAGUAGAAAGGUGAUACAUGUAGUUGCCAGCUGUUUAUGCCUCCAUCUGCUGCCAUUUUGUGACGGGCACCACCGUUUUGUGACUGGUGGGCUUCUGUAAUUUACAGCUCUCUCAGGUGAACUCUGAGUAGAAAGGAACCCUAAGGUAGGUAGAAUGCUGCUGCUGUGCAUUUUUAAUUUAAAAUAAUGAAUUUGAUGGUGCAAGUAUUGCUUUUGCACUUGUACAUAUUCUUCAGGUCUCCUCCUUUAUACAAACGGGGGAAAUGCAGGUGAAGAGGUCACUUGUCCAUAGUUCUUCAAAUUCCUGUUUAACAUUUUCAUGCAGUUUUCCUCACUGCAUUAUUCAUGGUGUCCAUUUAUCAUUGUAAUUCUUCAGUGUUAUUCAUGCAGUUCCCUUAAUGGUCCUUCAUUUGUUCUAAUAGAAACCACUUGUUAGCUUUUGAAUUUCUACAGGAUUUUGGAUUCCUAUUUCAAGCGUUUACAUAGAGGAAAGACUAAAUUAACCCAUAAUGAUUGUUCUUCAAAGAGAAUAUUUAAUGGAAUUAUUCUUUCACCUGCCUCUGUUAUUGGAGAUCUGUAGGUGUGUGUACGUGCUCAUUUAAAUUUUGAGUACAGUCGAAAUUGGUUUAAAAAGUGAUAUUGCAUAAAGAUUAAGUUGCUCUUCAGAAAUUUCUUACCAGAGGGCACUAGAGUGCCCUCAUGUGGGAGUUUCAGAAACAUCUUUCUCAUUACUCUCUCUGGAAAUGCUUUUCUGUCAAAAUGCCUGUCAGAUACAUGCCUUGAAGAUAUUGUAUUUGUUUAGAAAUUUACUCUUUGGAAAAAGACAAAGCGUUCAUUCCAGAGCAAUGGGUCAGGAAUCUUACUUUGCUUAUAAUUCUGUUUCUUAAAACUCUUCUAUCUGGGUAUUAUAAUUACUUCUGAAUCAGAAAAUCAUCCUCCUUACAGAGAUGCUCAGGAUGAAUUAAUUGCACGGAGGGAACAAUCAAAGGCAUGCUUCAGUCUUAUAUCUGCUUUUCCUAGCUACUAUUUAAUACAACUCAUGGCACUAAAGUGGCAAAAAGGACAGGUUAAAUUUGACUUGGCAUUCCAAACGAAGAAUUUCUGUUGUUUGGGAAUAAUCCUCAUUGGGACAGGUAACUAAUAAAGGGAGUAACGAGUGCAUGAUUAAAAACAAUUUUUCAGUAAUAAAAUGGGCUUGGGAUUGUUUUGAUUUCAUUUAUUAGACUCGCAGAUCACUUUAAUAUAGACUCAAAGACAUUUACAGCCUAUAUACAGUGGUACCUCGGGUUACAUACGCUUCAGGUUACAGACUCCGCUAACCCAGAAAUAAUGCUUCAGGUUAAGAACUUUGCUUCAGGAUGAGAACAGAAAUCUUGCUCCGGCGGUGCGGCAGCAGCAGGAGGCCCCAAUAGCUAAAGUGGUGCUUCAGGUUAAGAACAGUUUCAGGUUAAGUACGGACCUCCAGAACGAAUUAAGUACUUAACCUGAGGUACCACUGUACUGAAAUGUUGAUGUUGUAGAGGUGGUUGAAAAUGGGUUAAUGCUGUGGUCGUAGAGAUUGUGAGGGAAAAGCCAACUAAAGUUGCUUGUGACACUGAAAACAAUAGGAUUCCAGUCAGUUAUGGUCCACAAGCUUCACUGACUAAUAAUAAUAAUAAUAAGCCAUUGGUAAAUUUUAUUAAUUUCAGCUUCAGGCAGUUUAUAUUAAGGAAGCUUAUAAGCACUAAGGGAAUAAUCAUGUUUGACAAAUGCAACUUGAAUUUAUUUAUUUUUUUGAAUAUUUUAAAUCUGAAGUGCAGUACAAUGGAAAAUAGUAUCAUUGCCUGGAGUGAUUUAUGUUGUCGUGUCCCCCCGCCCCCGCCUCGGCCCAACUUGCAAGAUACAAAGCAAAAUGCAAUGAAGGUAAUAAAUGUCAAGGGCAUUCAAUAGAAUUGUAGAGUUGGAAGGGUCAUCUGGUCCAACAACCUGCAAGGCAGGCAUUUGAAACUGGACAGUCUGGACAGUCCGAGUGGGCUGGGCUUGGGAGAGGAAUGAAGUGGAGCAGGCUUCACUCCAGUCCGUCCCUAUCCUAUAAAGGGCUGGCUGCGCCAAACCUUUGGACCACAGUUGGCCAAAGAACAAUCUGCCCUUCCCGCCUUUUUUAUGCUGUGGUUUUUGUAUACUAACCAUCCUUCCUAGUGCAUUGUGUUUCUUGGCCUUGCUGUAGCUUAACAAUGGCUGCCGUUUUCUGAGCUCUGUCCCAGCUUCUGCCAACCUAGCAGUUUGAAAGCAUACGAGUGCAAGUAGAUAAAUAGGUACUGGGAAAGAUUUCUGCCUGAAACCCUGGAAAGCUGCUUCCAGUCAGUGUUGACAAUACUGAGCUGGAUGGGCCAAUGUGUCUGACUUGGUAUAUACCAGUUUCGCGGGAAGGUAAACGGCAUUUUCGUGCGCUCUGGCUUCCGUCAAGGUGUUCCGUUGCGCCAGAAGCGGUUUAGUCCUGCUGGCCACAUGACCUGGAAAGCUGUCUGCGGACAAAUGCCGGCUCCCUCGGCCUGAAAAGCAAGAUGAGUGCCGCAACCCCAUAGUCACCUUUGACUGAACCUAACUGUCCAGGGGUCCUUUACCUUUUACCUUUUUUUACCUCAGAUGCAAUGUUACCUUUUUUCAUUGGGUUGUAUGUCAGUACACCAAGAGGCAUGAUUCAUGGAGAAUGCAAAUUCCGUCUAGGAAAUCUGCUCCUUUGUAAAAGCUGGAUAAAAGGGAGGAAGUAAUCGGUGAUUAAAUUUGAGAAGAGAGUAGAAUGUUUCAGUCUUAAGUAUUUACAUUGUUUCGCAGGGUAGAGUCCCUCACGAGGUCAAGAACAGAAGAUGGAGCUGAAAUGUUUUGGUUGCUAGCUUCUGUCUGAUAAAGGCAAGAGUGAUGCCUUGAAAAACAUUUCUAAAGGCGAAGUGUAGGGAUAAAAGUUAUUUAGUAGCCUGUUAAUGCCUGUGCUGCAUAUCGGCUCCUUUUCACAGAAAAGAGGAUGGGGCAUCAGCAAAUUCAGUUGUUCAAGUUUAACAAGAAGUUUAAUCUCUCGCAAAAAAAAUAAAAUGCUUUGUUAGGCUACAUUCAUUUGCUACAUUUUGAAUUCAGUAUGAAAAUUCCGUUCAGAGGGUAUGCUUUUAUGUUUUCCCGGUGAAUAUUCAUGAAGCGUACGUGUGAGUAUUUUGGAUUCUUCAAUAAAGGGAUUUCAUUUAGAGGAAAGGGCUUCUGAUCUUUAGAAACAAAAUAAACUUGAGAAGAUGUAAUAUUGGGAUGGCAGCUGGGUUUCUCAGUUAACAGUACAAUUAUACAUGUCUGAAAUUAGACUCUUCGAGUUCAACAGGACUUAUUCCCAGGUCAGUGGGUAUAGGAUUGCAGCAAAUAUUGUCACUGACUUGCAACUAUUUCCAAAAAUGACUGAUUCAACAAAACGAGUGGUAGAAUUAUGUUGCUUGGGGAAUUAUGUUGUUUGGGUAAUUGCUACAAGGGCACAGGAUUUGGGGUCAUCCAUAAAAUUAUAUUUUGCAUUGAUUGAUUGAUUGAUUAUUUCCCCCUUGCUUACUAUACUAAAAAUAUUUCUAAGCAGCGUACUGAAGCAACAAUAGACAACUUACAGUAUUACAAAAAUGCACAGUUACAUAUAAAAAUGUUACAUCAUUACAAAGUUACUAAUAUAUAUAAAUCAAUAUCAAUCCAUUUGCCUUCUGACACACCCUCCCUCUUGUCCUCUGGGUCCAAACUUUUAGCUCACCCACAAAAGUCUCGCAACGAGAAGAGUUCCUGUAAACAGCGGACAUCACUCUAGUCUCUCAAUCUAGAUUUGUUUUUUGUAGGCAGGCCCAAGGUGGAAGGUACUUCCUCAUACUUCCCACAGCUAUGUCCCAUUCAGCUGCAGUCUCCACUCUCGGUUCCAGGUAUAGCAGGUUUGUUGAGUUUCCCAUGGGCUCCACAGGAUGGGGAAAGGGCCACUGCUCAACCUGCUCCACUCGCAACUCUUUCUUCACACUCUGUCCUUUUCUCCUCCUCCAGAUGCUUAGAUGAGGGAGGCAUCAAGAUUAUGACAAAAUAUUGGGUAUUAGCUGAAACCAAGCAUAAGAUGACAAGGGGUUGGCGGUGCUGUUUAAAAGAGCUUCAGUGUGUGAUAACGUUUUAUGGAUGAUCUCAUUUCACUGUUAGGACCUCAUUUUGAAUUUCUCCUGUUUCGGUUGAUUUCAAGGGGGUGGCAGACAGAAGACAGCUUGCUAGCUAUGCUAAAUGACUACAGAUGCCAAGCAGGGUCAUUUUGUGAACAGUUCGACUCCCUUAAGCACUAAUCUGUGAGCUGUCUGCAAAAAUAGGAAACAAUAGAAUUGGUGAGUUUUAAAUAACUUCCUGGUAAGGGAUCUGUCCUGGAAAUUUUCGUUUUGAGUGUUUCCAAAGCCCCUUUUACAGUUUGGAUGUCUUGUACAGGGGAAGAUGUGAAAAAGAAGCUAAAAAUGGUUAUGUUCAUGUUGAGCGGAUUCCAACAUUGCCAGUUUUUUCUCCCCCACUCCGCUGUUCUGUUUUGCUCAGCAUCCGUCCUGAAGAAUUGUUCUGGAGAACAUGGAAGUUUGCUCACUAUUUUGUGACAUUUUCGUUUGUCCUAAUAACGAUGUUAUCCUACAGUGGCCUUUGGAUUUUUCCAAAGAGGAACCUAGGUAGCUGCAUUAUGGAGCUAGACCAUUGGUCCAUCUAACUCAAUAUUAUCUGCACUGACUUGUAGCUGCUCCCCCACGGUUUCAGUUAGGGGACAUUCCCAGCCUACGUACCUGGACCUGUGGGCGACUGAACCUUCUGUAUGCAGAGCAGAUAUUUUCCCCCUUUGCAACAGUCCAAAUGGAUCAAAGCAGUUUCCCGUGUCUCAUAAUUUUCGCUAAGGAACCGCAUUGUGUGAGACUCAGUAGCCCUCACAGUGUAGCUCUAGUGGUAUACAGUGGUACCUCAGGUUACCAACGCUUCAGGUUACAUAUGCUUCAGGUUACAGACUCCGCUAACCCAGAAAUAGUGCUUCAGGUUAAGAACUUUGCUUCAAGAUGAGAACAGAAAUCGUGCUCCGGUGGCAAGGCAGCAGCAGCAGGAGGCCCCAUUAGCUAAAGUGGUGCUUCAGGUUAAGAACAGUUGCAGGUUAAGAACGGACCUCCGGAACGAAUUAAGUACUUAACCCGAGGUACCACUGUAUCUGUAAAGGGGCAAGUCUCAGUCUGUAUUGCAGUCCUUGGUGAGCAAAAUAGAGACAAGAAACAGUAGUUGUGCUCAUUACUGUAACUAUGGUUAACUUUUUCACAAAGUUCCAGUUUAUUUUCACUUUGGCUUUAAGACUGUAUGAAGGAUGUGUGCUUGAUCCUGUAAUUUUUACAGUGCAAAAAGUAACAUGAGCCUCAAUACUAUGGGCCCUAACUUCCUUCAAGUUGAGGUCAGGCAGGCCCCCUCCCUGUUGAAUGUCUGGCACUUACUGAAGACUUGUUUUUAUUCCAGUAGGCAAUUUUUAAUUGAAUUCUGAUUUUGAGUUUUAACUCGUUUUAGCCUUAUUGUUUUGGGUCUUCUGUACACCACGUAGAGAUGACUGCGAUCAAGUACACAAACUCAUGAAAUAAAAUUAUUAACCGUGGAAUGAAAACUAGCAGUCAUAUGGUACAAUAGUUCUCUACACUUUGGUACAAUAUAUUUCAAAUAAGCUGGCAGUAAAACUUUAGGUUGUCAGGAAAGGGGACAUUUCAAAAUAUUACAUACAAUACUUUGCCAGUACUUCUUUGCUUCUGGGCACAUCCACCAACAGUGAAUGACGUUUGCCUUCCGCAUUCCCCAUUUCCAUCCUCUUAUCGUCAAUCAAAUCUUAAUCGCAUCCAUGAUUUUGCAGAAUUCUCACAAUGAUUCAGAACAAACUGCAUAAUUGUUCAGAUUUGCCCAGCUAGAAUUCCAAACUUCUUGUGGCAGCUUUCCCCUCUACCUCCAACAUUUCUUCCCAUUCACAAACAUCUUCAGCUUGUCUAUUUUGCCUCUUAUCACAUAGCAUUUGAUAGAUCUUAAGGCGGCAUAGUUCUUGGUUUUCUCCUAUGUUUAAGUAGCAAAAAGAGAGUAAAACUAUUCCUCAUACAGCAAGGUUUGCUUUCCAUCACCAGCACCCUUUCAUGGAAGCAGGAUAAGAUGAUGUAGCUAGCACUGAAACACUAAGAACAAGGAUAAAAUCACAGCAAGUCUCUUCGGAGCAUUCUGCAUUCUUAUUUCUUCUAAGUUAUUUCAACAUCACUUAUCCUUAUUUAGAGAGAAUUAAAAUUAGCCCAAAGCUACACUUAUCCAUUAUUAUUUCUUCCACAAAAAAGGAUUCAUAAUUUAUAAUAAAUUAGCACAAUUGCUGUUGGUACACAUCAACUCUUAUUUUUUCCCUGUUCUCACAGCUGAGCAUCUCACUGGGCUGUCACAUUUUCCAUAAAAGCAGCCUUUAUGCAGUAGAUCUGCUUCUGAUUAAAUCUGACAUUUUGUUGGUGCACUAGUUGAGGUCAUACUGCAUGUAUAACAAUUGCAAUUACACCAGAGUCCCUUUAGCUGAACUUCUUACAAAGUAGUAAAUGUCUUUUUCCAAGUACAACAAAGAAUUGGAUAUGGAAACCCACUCUCAUACUAAAAAAAAAUCAGUUACAGUGAUUCAUUUUUUUUUUGUAAAUCAAAAUAAAUGUCUUAUUUAAAAGAUAUCGGGUUGGUGGGGCUUACUGCAUGCGUGAAUCAUAGAGUUCUCAUAGACAUUCAUGAGAAAACAUUCAUUAUGUUCAAUUUUUUCAGCAGCCACAACAUUUCUUUUAAAUGAUAUGUCUACAAUUUACUUUGAAGAUGGACAGGGAAAACUUCAAUUAAAAGCUUAACACAGAUUGCAGAGAUAACUUGCUACAUGGUCUAGAUCAGGGUUUCCCAAACUUAGGUCUCCAACUGGUUUUGGACUACAAUUCCCAUCAUGCUGACCACUAGUCCUGCAAGCUAGGGAGAAUGGGAGUUAUAGUCUGAAAGCAGCUGGAGACCUAAGUUUGGGAAACUCUGGUCUAGAUUCUUCUUCAGUGCAGACGUCGUAUCUGGGUCAUUCCAUGCCAAAUCACCUGAUUUUAAUACUCCACCGUGCUCUCACGUCUCAGAUUUUGUUCAAUUUUUUUGUGUUUGUACAUACCUAUGAGAUAACCUCAAAUUAAUUUUUAAAGAUUUUUUUGGUCUCAGGAGAAUUUUUUUUUAAUUCCGAUUUUCACGCGAUUUAGGCUAAUCCAAUUUCUGCGUCAAGUUUAGGAAAAACCUCCUGUUCUGCAUAUUUUUCAACCAAUUGGGCUUAUUUGGGUCUCAAAAUAAAGCUAGUUUUGGUCUCUUUCAAAAUAAGGUAUUAAAAUGGCAUUAAGUGCCGCAGAAAAGGGUCGCCGACCAUUCAAAGUGAAUUUUAGUCAUUUUCUACCUUGGUAGGUUCGAUACGCCAUAGCACGCAAACCACAACUAACACAUGUAUCUUACUUUUUUUUUUUGUAGAAUGGGCUAACCAUGAACUGGUGGUGUUUUAAAAAUAAUUUUAUUAAAAAUUAUUUAAUAAAAACAAAAUACGUUUUGGAACCUUUGUUCCUUUUAUUGUGUAAAACACUUCUCCUAGACAGCUGUGUAGAGGAAAGGGAUACUAAAGUUCAGUUCAUGUAUCCUCCUGGUCCUUCACCAAUAUAUUUUGGGCCAACUAAGAAUGACUCCUGGGUGCCCUGUGAAAAUAUAAUCAGAGAUGUUCCAGUUCCUUCAUCAUCAACUGUAAGCAAAUUAUGCUUCAAGUUGUGUUGAAGUGUCGACACUGGAGCCAGGAACACCCAACUCAGGAUUAAAGCAGUGGAGGAAGACACCCCAACCCAACAGAAACUGUUCAUGCCUGAUGAUUAAAAGGCACAUCUACUGAGAGACCCGUCCUACUUUAUCAGCUGAGCUAUGUGAAGUAACUCCAUCCCUGUAGGCUGUCCACAGUCCAUAGCUGUUAUGGAGGAAACCUCUUGGGUGAUGGGUUCAUCAGAUCUGACUUUUAGGACUCUGCACCUAGGGCCUUGUGGGUCAGAUUUGAGCUCUGAGGCAUGUAUGCUGUUCCCUGACUACACCAAACAUCGAUUCCUAGGCAGGCCCAUUCUUACUCGCAAGACAGAAUUCCUACAUCCAAGUUUGCACAUAAACUUCUUGAAAGUAGAGUAGGAGGUCUAUAAGGAAAACUUAAUGUGACGAGAAGAAAAUAAAGACAAUCUAGCAUGUCACUCUUAUAGUUGUUCGGGUUAUUUAGUCUUCUGUUUGAUAACGUCUGAGUGAAGCCUGACAGCUUUGGUAGAAGGAAAAAGCGUUACACUUUUGUUCAUGAAAUUUAAGGUUAAAAUGCCCAUGUUUCAACUCAGGGAACAUUCCCAAUGACCAUCCUGGUCUCCAAUAACUUGGGGACAAAGUGUUCCCCAUUCACGGUUUGCUGUGCGUUGUGUUCUGAUGUGCUGAAAUUGAAAUAAAUGCAAGCUUAUGAAAUCUGGUUAAUACCCUUUAUAUUGAAGACUUGGCUCACACUUGCUUAAAGCCAUCCUUUUAAAGUCCGUGUCAUACGUAAAGUUGUUGUUGUUUUCCUAGAACACAUAUUUCAGUCAAGAUGCUUGAGUUAUUCCUCAAUAGAUAUUCCCCAAUUAUUAGUAUUUUAAAAUUCCACUCAGCUUUUCUCCUAAAUGCAAUUGAUCACUAGAUGGAGACAAAACAAUUUACCUUUACACAUUAGAAGAUUUACAGAUGGUAAUCAAAUCCACCAGCUGCUGCCCACUUUUUUUCUGGGCAGUUUGCCAGCUUUACUGGCAGCAUGUUGACUUGGAAGCUGAUAGUGUGACUAAGUUUGAUUGAGAUCUUAUGUGAUGAUUUUUAUUAUAAAUUUUGGUUGUAAUGUUACUGGGUUAGGUGGGGGUUUUUUUUGGUUUUUAAAAAAUCAUAAAGUAGAUCCAAUAUACGUAUAAUGACCAAAGGGUGCUGCUGCUUUCCUGCAGGAAAUGUCUAAUUUUAAGAUACCAGAUUAUACAUGGAAUGUCAUCAAUUGUUGGAGUCUGCUCUGACUUGCCCUGUUCUUAUCAAGCUGGAAUAUUGAGGAAAAAAUCAGUGGGAGAGGAAGGGUUGGGAGAGUCAAUGGAAAAAGAUUCUUAAAAUCAGCAGCUCUGAGUAAAUUAGAAUAUUGGUGGCUGAGUGGCUGUUCAUUUUAAACAUACAUGCAUUCAAGUGAUGUGAUGUUCCAGGAGUUAAGGGACAGGAUAAGGCGUUACUUUGGUGUCUAUAACUCAUUUCCAUGAGGAAGGAACUCAUUUAUCAUCUUUAAAUACAAAGCAGAGCAGGGGUUCUACUGGACAUGAUCUCAGGCAUAAGGAGCUCUGCAUCCAGUUUGGUUUACAACAUACCGUACUUUUCCGUCUAUAAGAUGGAAUAUAAGAUGCCCUCCUAUUUGGGGGGGCUCAAAUUUAAGAAAAUGAGCCAUUGGGGGGGGGGGGUGGAAUGCCGAACCAAAUAUCACUCACCCAACUGGCAAACGCUAACAAUCGCAAGCAACACAAGCCAAAUUGCGGAAGCGGCAGCCAAUCCAAAGCAGCCCUUGAUGCAUCCUCUAAUAACCCACCCAUUUGACAAAGCAGCCCUUGCAGCAGACACCAUUCACCUACCCAAACGCUAGAUCCUGCUUGCAGAUGCAACCAAUCACUCGUCCCCACUCUGCACUACCUAUGCAUAAGAUGACCCCCAUUUUUUACUUUAUUUUGGAGUAAAAAACCCUCAUCUAAUACACGGAAAAGUAUGAUAAUUUAUUGGCGGAGUAUACCUAUAGGUGUAAAUAACACAGAAGAUAAUAUUUGCAUAAUCAGAUGGGCAAGUUUUUUUUCUUUAAGGAAAGCUUUCUGUCAGUUGAAGCAUUUUUGUUGCUCAUUUAGUUCUGCAUGAACCACGUAUAAGAGUGGGACCCAUAAAUUUUGCUCCUGUUAGGGAGACACAGAGUGAAGCUCCCGUUUUAUUGUUUGUAUCGUGAUGAUGUGACAUGUACUGGGGUUGCAUCCAAUAAAUCAGGCCAAUGUAAAGUGGAAAUCGCAUAGCAGAGCACUUGCCAAGCUGAUGUUUUUGCAUGUUCUCUUGCUCUGUUCUUCUACCACCUUUGCUGUCCCUUCCUUGCUGGCUCUUUCUUCCAUAUUCAGUGUUGCCCCUGCUUACAGGUUCACAAUUGCUGAUUUAUGGUUGGGCAAUUCCCGAUGUCCUUGGAGAGCAAUGCUUGCCCAGAUUCAUUUCAGUGCAAUUUCAGAUCUGUGUUUGACACCCAAACCAUUUUAAUUUAUUUUGUCUGUCUCACAAUUUUUAAAUGCACAAUCCCUUAGAUACAAGUCCCAUUGAAAUGUUGGAUUAUUUCAGUGUGAAAAUGAUUAGGGUUAGACCCUGUGCUAACUACUUCUUCAUCUCACCAUGUCUCCUUUUCUUCACACUUGUGGCCUUGAUGGGUUGGCAUACCUGAGCAGUGUAGCUGUAGCUGUAACUAGCCUCAUGCAACUUCCGGUUGUCUCACCAAGAGAACACAGUAACUAUUUUUGUUGGGCUAGCACACAGCACUCUAUUCAUGAUCUUUAUCCAGUUCAUAUAGUCCUCAAUAGUAGGACUGGUUUCCUGAAUUACAUAUUUUUUUGAAGGACAAGUGAGACCGGCAACAAAAUGUUAAAUGUGUGGAACAUCCCUGUUUAGGAUCCAACCAACCAGCCAUUCCGUUUUCCUUGGGUAUCCAAUUCCCAUCCCAUUCACCUGCUUUUUUGUCUCCCUGCCCUCCUGGUCAGAUUUGGCUACUGAGCAUGCUUAGUCCUCACUGGAUUAUGUUUGAAGUUUUUUCUUCCUUAGGAUUUUCCCCCAGAGCUGUGUUUUUUUCUGGUCCUUCUGAAAAAUCUAGGGUGCUGUCAAGCCUCCCUCUUCAGCCUGGAUGGUACCAUUUUGGCUACAUAAGAAUCAGCAAGCACUUGAAGAAUAACCUCUCUUUCUUUCAUUCAGACAUCCAUAUGAAUGUAAAAUCUCUUUUAAAAAAUUAAAAUCAAAACUCCUGCCUUAAUAUCAUCCAUGGUGUUGGUCAACAUAAAUCUUAAAUCCUUAUCCUAUUUGCUAUGGAGGUGAAACUUGAAACAUUGAGACUCCUAACAAGCCUGCAGAGAUUAGUCCAAAUUAUGUGGAACAUUUGGCUCCAAACAGAAUGUCAAAAAGAAAAAUCUUUCAGCUGAUGUUCCCUCCGGAAGAAUGGAAAAAGAGUCACAAAGCAGAGAAGGUUGAACACAAGCAUUCAAACGCUCUGUUUCCUCACCCAUUCCCAAUUGCAUCUGAAGCUUCAUACUGUUUUUCUGCAGCACAGAACCUUUUCUCAUGAAUCUCAGCUUGAGGUUAAACCCUUCAUGAUUAUGGGGAUCUUGUUUAAACAAAUGUCAUCUCUCACGCUUUUAAGAAAUGGAAAUUAAAUUACAGAUGGCGAGGGAUAAGGAGUAAAAUGGCUGUGUUAUGUAACAAUUCACUUCAGGGGGAAACUAUUUGGUUGAAGAUGGUUAUUGUUUCUUCCCACUCUUAGUUAAACACAUUUUAAACACCCUGAUUUAAUAACAUGAUUUGCUGGCAGUUUUCAAAGCAAGUCACAGUAGAAACUAUUUCAAGCCCAACAACGCUUGGAAAUAACACUUUCCGAUGUUGUCUAAGGCCUAAUAAAAACAACACUUCUGGCUUCUGAAUAUAUCACAGUUCCCAUUUUCCCAGUUUUGCAGCUUCUAUGGCUUGCCUGGUCUGGGGAGUUAGUUUGAUAAGUUUUCUGUUGUCCUGCCUUGUUUAGCACCCAUUUAACUGAAUUUCAUCCAACUCACAUGUUGUUCUUGUUUGAUCUAAAAUUGUUUAUAAUAGAACACACAGCUGGUUUGAUUCAUGUGUUACACUGGAGGCCACUAGUUCCUUGAGAAAAGUGGUUCAUUUUAGAUCUUCAACUGUGAUACGGCGCUAAGGCUUUCAAACAUUUUGUUAGCGAGCUGGCUGUUUUUUAGAAAGAACCCCCACCUGGCCCCAGAUGAGCUUAUAUUUCCCUUACUGUGUUUUUACAAACACAAGUAACGCAUAAUUGGUAUAACAAUGCAAUGUGGAUUUAUGCCGUAUUGCAGUAAUUUUACCCUGGAGUUUAUGGUUGCCAGAUUCCCCCAGUGCUUCACAUUCAUUGAUGAAUCGGGGUUGAGGCCAUUGUGGUUUCUCCUACCUGCCUUCCCCUUACCUGCUGUAAUGAACAGGAUUGCACAUAACUUCUGACCAAGAAUCUUGGGAACUGUAGUUUUCCCUACAGUUCCCAACACCCUUAACAGAUUACAGUUCGCAGGAUUAUUUAGUGGAAGUAAUGUGCUCUAAAUGGACGGUGUGUAUGUAGCUUCUAUCUUCCAAUGUUGUGUCCCUUGGCUAUUCCUGCUCUUGGUUUGAGGCACAUUAAAAUCUUCUAAAAUAUGGGUGAAUAAAUGGAGAAUCCUGCCUGAAUGCACAGCUUAGUGUAUAUUUAAUUUACCUUUACUGUAUUGAUUUUUAUUCUUUGGUAGUGGGGGCUCCCUUGACCUUUAAACCACACCACAGAAAAUGUACAGUUUUUCAGCCUAGGCCUAGCCAUGUGUAUUCAGAAGUAAGUCCCAUUUAUUUCAUUAUCUUAAUUCAUUGGACCACAGAGAUGUUCAGAGCCCUGUCAGCCUUAUGAUCCUAUGAUUAUGUUUUUUGAAAAACUAGAGCAAGCGUCGUAUCAGUCAACAGCUUGUCCUCUGUAUUUUCCUUCAAGUGACUAAUGAGCAAAAUCCCAUGUUAUAUAUAAAGGGGAUAAGAGACACAGCGGGAAUAAACAUAUCAAUCAUGGGCAGCUUGUUCAGUCCUAAAAGCUACAGUGAGAAAUCAGUCGAAAGAGAGGAGGACCUUGGUUAACUUUCAUAUUUUCUUUUCUUUUCUUUUUUUCCUUGCAUGGGCUAGAUCAUCAAAGUAGAUUCUAAGCUGCUGUUAAAAGGCAUGUGACAAUUACAGGUGUCCCAGAGAGGAAUUGCCUGUUUGUAAGAAACAUGAAAAACUUGCUACCUAUGUCCAAGUAUUAUACAUUGCAGGAGGGGAGAAUUGAACCUGGCACAGGGCUGUAUAGUUUUGCUAUACAGUGGUACCUCAGGUUAAGUACUUAAUACAUUCCGGAGGUCCGUACUUAACCUGAAACUGUUCUUAACCUGAAGCACCACCUUAGCUAAUGGGGCCUCCUGCUGCUGCCGCACCGCCGGAGCACGAUUUCUGUUCUCAUCCUGAAGCAAAGUUCUUAACCCGAGGUAAUAUUUCUGGGUUAGCAGAGUCUGUAACCUGAAGCGUAUGUAACCCGAGGUACCACUGUAGUUUGAAUUGUUAACCACCAAUUUGGGCAGGGAAGGAGCAACUCAGUGCCUCAACAGUCCUGAAAUGAAUACAGUGAUACCUCUGGUUACGUACUUAAUUCAUUCUGGAGGUCCGUUCUUAACCUGAAACUGUUCUUAACCUGAAGCACCACUUUAGCUAAUGGGGCCUCCUGCUGCUGCCGCACCGCUGGAGCACGAUUUCUGUUCUCAUCCUGAAGCAAAGUUCUUAACCCGAGGUAAUAUUUCUGGGUUAGCAGAGUCUGUAACCUGAAGCGUAUGUAACCCGAGGUACCACUGUAGUUUGAAUUGUUAACCACCAAUUUGGGCAGGGAAGGAGCAACUCAGUGCCUCAACAGUCCUGAAAUGAAUACAGUGAUACCUCUGGUUACGUACUUAAUUCAUUCUGGAGGUCCGUUCUUAACCUGAAACUGUUCUUAACCUGAAGCACCACUUUAGCUAAUGGGGCCUCCCGCUGCUGCCACGCCGCCAGAGCACGAUUUCUGUUCUCAUCCUGAAGCAAAGUUCUUAAUCUGAGGUAAUAUUUCUGGGUUAGCAGAGUCUGUAACCUGAAGCAUAUGUAACCCGAGGUACCACUGUAGUUUGAAUUGUUAACCACCAAUUUGGGCAGGGAAGGAGCAACUCAGUGCCUCAACAGUCCUGAAAUGAAUACAGUGAUACCUCUGGUUACGUACUUAAUUCGUUCUGGAGGUCCGUUCUUAACCUGAAACUGUUCUUAACCUGAAGCACCACUUUAGCUAAUGGGGCCUCCCGCUGCUGCCACGCCGCCGGAGCACGAUUUCUGUUCUCAUCCUGAAGCAAAGUUCUUAAUCCGAGGUAAUAUUUCUGGGUUAGCAGAGUCUGUAACCUGAAGCGUAUGUAACCCGAGGUACCACUGUAUAGAUAUUCCAAGCCUCCAUCACACAUUGUUGAUGUACUUUAGUUGUGCAACCCUGGGGACCAAAAAUAAGUAUAAAUUUGGAACAUGGCUUUUUUAAAAAGACCCACCUAGCUCACAACAAUGUUGUUGAAGAGGAAAGAAAGGGCAACUACAUACAACUUAUGUUCUCCUAAGUUUGGAAUAACGUUCUUCAACCUUGGCUCCCCAGAUGUUGUUGGACUCCUGGCAACAUUCCCAGGCAGAUUUGUUUAGCCAUUGAUCAGGGAUUCCAGCAGACACUUGGGGCCCAGAGUUGAGGAACACUGAUUCAUGUGAUAAGAAGUUUCUUUAAAGCUUUCCCCCUCACCUAAUCACUGUAGAUGCCACUGUAGAACCUGGGACCUGCAGAGAGCAUGUCGUACCUCUGAGCUAUGGCCCCAUCCCAGAUAGAACCAUGAGUGUGCGGGCUGCAGUGGAUGCUGUGUGGAUACUUCUGGAGCACCUCCACCUGAGUGUUUGUUUGAAUGAGGAGAAGGCGUUGGAAUGCAGUGGCAGGAAGGAGGUCACAUGGGAUGGGGGAUAUUAGGGCAAAUAAUCCCUGUCCUGCUCAUGCCAUUGACUUGGCUUCUCCACAGCUUGAGGCACAAGGUGUGGGGAUUUAGACCAUUUAGAAGGGUGCUGUUUCACUUUAAACAUUCCAAAGCAGGGAAAGUGCAUGCUAAUAACCUAAUUCUAAUGAUGCAGGCAUGAAAACUAACAGUCGCUCAAACAAUCUCUAGUCAAUUUUCUGAUAAAGUGAAUUUAGUGUUUCCUCCAUUUUAUGAUUAAAGUGAGCUAUGGUACGAGUUUAUUUUUAAGUAGGUGUUAAUUAAAAAUAUGGAAAUAGGUUGGAACACAUUGCUUUUCACAGGCAAGGAAUAAUCACAACCAAUUUGUUCACACAAUCGUGCCUGUUUGGGAAUGUUUUUGAAAACGGCUUGAGUUUCCGCUUGGUUCUCUGUGUGCUUGUUUCCGCAGCGGAAUAUGAUUCCAAUAAAAUCAGUAAUUGAAUUUGCAGUCCAAAGAAUAAAUGGUUAUUUUAACAGAAAGUUGCACGCUUUGUGGAAAAGACUUAAGCUCUUUGUAUAUUGUAUCUAAUGGCAGAGGACACAACAUUACUGCCUUUACGUCUCCUUACAACCCACACAUUUAACUAAAUGCAUAGUAUUUAUAAAAGAAACUAGUACGGUUUUUGUAUCUUUGAACAACUUUGUGUCCUGCUGUUUCUGGAUUAAGACAAGUUUAUUUUUAAAUGCCAGUUACUUUGAACUAAAAAAAAAAAGUGGUUCAUACAUAAGCUGGAAAUGAGUUGGGUUUUGGCAGCUUUAGUAUAUGCCUGCAAGGACUCAAAAGAACUUUGAUACACAUUCUUCAAUGGCCUCCACACUGUUAGCUGUUGUGCAGUAUUUUGUCUCUAAUGCAUUCACUCUGUGACAGCUCUUCCACAAAGAGAUAUGAGGUAACUGGAAAUGACUUUUGAAACACGGGGUGAUGGAGAAAGAUGUGUUUUAUAGAGUAUUGUAGGGCAACACUAAGUAUUUUUUCACACUGUUAGUCAUUUAGGCUACCUCGGCGCUGUACAUUUAAAGCAGUAUGAUACCAAUUAAACAGCCAUAGCUCCCUGCCCACCCCCCUUGCAAAAUAUCCUUGGUUAUAGGUGCCAAGAGUUUUUAGGAGAUCCUUAUUCUCAUCACAGAGCUACAAUUCCCAGAGUUCCCUGGGAAGGGGCAGGAGGCCCUAUUUUCAGAAAGUUGGUUUGCCGUUCUGUUCUCCCUCAACAAAAAUCUACAACUUGUCAGUCUGUCCCCCUCCUACCAACAUCCCAUCUAGUAUUGUGGAGGGGGCUGGUUUAUCUGGAUAGGGGUCCAGUCUGUUUUCUGCUCCUUGGGGAGUGCUUUGUUAUACUUGACAGCCAGUCAUUGGGCACUCUAAUGAAGUCCUCGCUUCUCUGUGUUUACUUGCCACGCUUAGUCAUGCUGGCCACAUGACUCGAAAGCUGUACGCCGGCUCCCUCAGCCAAUAAAGCGAGAUGAGCGCCACAACCCCAGAGUCGGCCACGACUGGACCUAAUGGUCAGGGGUCCCUUUACCUUUUUUUAUUGUGUUUUUAAAAAAGGAAAAAAUACUUGUGGCCUCCAUCUUUUUAUGGCUACAUGUGCCUGGUCAGAGAUUUUGCUUUAUUCCACAUCAGCUGCCAGUGCUGAGAUUAGCACAUAUGCCUCUUGCAGAGAUCCCUGCAUGCUCACCUGUAGAGCAUACGGCUGAUGUAGAACAUACGGCUGAUUGGGAGGCCCUAGAAGGUAGAAUAUUCUUCAGGGGAAAGUGAGAUGAAAAAUGCUAGCAUAAGGCAGCCAUGGUGUUGAUCUACAUGGGAUAAGGGUUGUGAAAUUUGAUAAGUCAGGAGGGAACUGAUAACUGACGUAUCUCAGUUAUUUGAACCUUAUUUUAUGUUGCGUCAUGCAUUUUUUAAAAACUGAGGUGUCAAUAUGUAGAUGGGAAUUGGUUGUUUUCUGCCAAUAGUACUCUGACUGGUUGACUAAGUAGACAAAUCAGCAGCAUUCAUUGGUGUAACAAGAAAAUUAUCUAUGUUGACCUGCGGGAGAGUGUUUCAAAACUGUUUAAUAGCUUGAAUCUAACAGGAAAUAUUUGUGUGUUUUCUGUCAGCAAUUUGUGGAUUAAAUGUAGAGGAGCUGAAACCAUAAAGCAUUGUGCUGCUGCUAAACAUCACUUAAAAAUUCCAUGUUGAUAUUCAUUAGUAUAGAUUACUGCGUUUCAGAUGAAUCUCAUGUCCUUGAGGCCAAGUUGCUGCUAAAGUGAUGCACAGCUUCCUAGAUUGUCAGUAUAAUUCUGCCAUUAAAAUGUUUUGCUGUCCAAUAUAUGCUUCAUACUUGUAAAGUAGCUUUAUGCAGAUAUUUUAAUAUUUAUUAGAAGGACAGGGAAAGCCAGGGUGCACUGUAUAUAAAACACCAUCCCAGGAGGAAUAACAGAUGGCCCAUAGGCCCCACAGCUGGAUGAAGGGGAUGGUGUCUUCCAGAUGUGUCCAUCAGGUUCCCAGGCAACCCCACCACAUGUGAAGCAGUGUCCCUUCUGCCUGUUUACACCUCCAGCAAGUGUUAGAUCUCGUUUUAUACAUUUUGGAUAGUUUGGUCCCGUGCCUCAUUCUCUGUUUUUAAAUGAACCCUAAAGACCUGGAUACUUUAUUCUGUUUUUAAUUGAAUAAUGCUGCCCAUCUACAUUUUAUGAACUGUAGUUUUAACUUUGGCUGAUAUUUUUUUAAUAUUGAAAUAAGAAGGUUUUGGCCUGUUCUUUUAAUUAAUAGUGUUUGAUGUUUUUAUUGUUUUGUGGCUUUUACUUGCAAACUGCCUUAUUAAAAGUAUUUUUGUACUGCUUUUGCUUUGAAAGGCCCUAUAAAAAUGUUUUUUUAAUCAAUACAAAACAUGGCUCAGUCAUAUUUUUUGUGGCCUCACAAGCUAUCACCUAAGUCCUGGAGAUCUCAUUUUCCCUUUUAACAAGUUUCUAGCUUUCACUGUUUUGAAAGCAGCUUCAAAACAUGAUGGCGAUGUGUUUGGAAGGCUCAAGUUAUGCAAUUAUUUGGACCUCAGCCAAGGAGUACCAUCUGGAGUCAAUCGAUAGGAGGCAAAAUUUGGACAUGAAUCUAAGAUACAGUUCAAUUCAGGGAAUAACAUGGUUUCUGUCUACAGAACAAGAGCAGAUUUUAAUAUUACACAAACAACUCCUUUGUAACCUAUUAGUCAUAGCACUUUACUCUUCAGUUAAACAAGCACAGGCACAUCUAAUGUGUGCUCUUUUUAUUCCCCAAACCUGAAAUGCACAGCUAAAGAUGAGAGUAUUGAGUGAGCUUUAGGCUUCCUUAACUUAGCUAAGUGAUUCAGUUUACAAGCUUGCCUGUGUCAGUUCUGAGAAAUGAGACAUGUUUGGCUAUGCCUAUGGUAUGUUUGUGUCCCAUACGUGGUAGAUAAUUUUGUGGACAUGGCAAGCAAAAAAAGAGAGGAGAAAUAGAAAUUCAGUGUGAUUCCGGUUUGGCCCAAACUCUAAGACAAGGAUAUAACUCCUAAAAUGUGAUUAAAUAUUUGGAGAGGUAUGGCUAGAUUUUAUCACCACGGUUCUAAUGUCAUCCCUGCUGUUUGAGCAUUUCAUUAAUAACGUGUUCACAAUAUGGAUGUAAACAUGGGUGGGGGGAUUGAGGAGAGAGGAAUGAGGGGAGCUUGUGCUGCAAAUAUCCACUCUUUUUAAUGAAAAAUUAAGCAGUAUUAGAUGAUAGAUUCUGAUUUUCUGGAGGCAUAUUAGUAAAACAUUCUGCCCUUGCUCUCACUCCUCAUUUCCAGUUAUUGCUCAAGUAGAAUAGGUAGCUUUUUCUUCUUCUGCAAAGAAAAAUGCUGCUGGAGUCUCCUGCGGUUGGAGUUAACUGUCACAAAUAAAUAGCUGACUUUCAUCUCUGUAAUAUUACAUGAGCAGGCAUUCUGUGCCGUGGCUAAUGCUAUGGAGCCAUUUGUAUAAUAUUAAAUGUUUUUCCACCAAUCAGCUCUCCAUUUAUACAGCAGUAACUGUACCUUAUGUAUAGAUAAACGGUGCAGUAAUUUUCAUAUUAAGAGAACUUAAGUAGCAAAGCAUCUGGGGGGACGUGGAGUUUUAUACUGGUAGAUUGCACAAUGUUAAUUUUGUAAUAACUACCACAUCUGCGCAACUCAUUCCUUAGGCCUUCUUAGCAACCCCUUUCCAUUCGUUCUCCAGAAUAUUUGUUAUUAUUUAUGCCGUUUUAAUGUUGCCGUCUUGCACACUUUUGUUUAAAAAAAAAAAAAAAGCAAAGCUGCUGGACGUCAACCACAAACAGCAUAUGGCAAACACAUGGUGGGAAGUGGAUCUGUUGUACCACUUCCUAUCCCCCCCCCCAAUGAAAAUUGAAAGCAUAUUUGGAGGCUAACUUCUAGACUGCAAGGCUGCACGCUAAAGAACCCACUUUAGGCACACGCCAGGGUUCUCGGCAGCAACUUGACUGCUGUUCUGCUUUGAAAGGUUCUUCAGACGUUUUCCCAGAUUUCAGGGGUGGGUUGACAGGUACCGUAUUUUCGCUCUAUAAGACGCACCAUAAGACGCACCUAUAAGACCAUAAGAUGCACCUAGUUUUGGAAGAGGAAAACAAGAAAUUUUAAAUCCCAGAAGCCAGGACAGCUAGUGGGAUCACAGCGCAACGAUCCCGCUGGCUGUCCUGGCUUAUGGGAUAGCCGCGUGCAGCCUCUCCCUGGCAAGGGGAGCCUUCAUCCCCUGCCCGGAAGAGGCUGCGCACUGCUAAGGCUCCCCCAAGAGCCGUGCUCCAUUUAAAGAGCACACGGAGUGUGUGUGCAGCUCUUGGGGGCUUUUCCCCAAGCAAAGCCCCCAAGAGCCGCACACACGCUCCACACGGCUCUUUAAAGGGAACGCUGAGCAGAGCCUCCCGCCUGCAUUUGCUCCAUAAGACGCACACACAUUUCCCCUUACUUUUUAGGAGGGGAAAAGUGCGUCUUUAUAGAGCGAAAAAUACGGUACAUGACGAGGGAGGGCACUUCUAGAAAAGUUGGGUUGCACACACAGCGUUCUUCAUGCGGUUUUCAUAGCCUACCUCAAGGUAACAGGUGGGUAAUAAAUUGAGAUGGUGAUGAUGAGAAACACUCUUGCUUGAUGGACUUUCCUUCAAACCAGCUUCCAUCCAAUUAGAAAACAGAAGCCUCAAUUAAGCAGAGGUGUGCACAUUUCAGGCAGCCAGUGCGCAUGCGCAGUUAACAGCCGUAGUGAAGUUCAGCGUGGGAAACAAAUCAUGUUUGGGGCAUCGGGUGAAGACAUCCCUGCCCCCUCUCUGGUCCAUAUAGCAAUAUAAAAAAGUGUCUUGGGCUGCAGGGGCUACCUCACCAUGUUUCAAGCCAUUAAUAUGUACCUAGCCAGAGUGCCUUACAGAGUCAUGGUUCAAAAUCCUUUUGCAUCGCUGCAGUCAAACUGCUGAGGAUCUGACUUUGUAGAAUGCCAAAUCGUUACAAGACAUAGGUUUGCAUAAUCACUACUUUAUUCUUUUUAAACUUUUUUGUAAUUCAAAGAUGACACAUUGCAUAGGGAAGUGAAAAACAUUCUAAGAAAAUGUAAAUGUUUUGUAACUUAGAAAAAAUAACAAUCCGGUUUUUUUAAAUUUAAAUUCAUUUGUGGACCUAAUUCCCUUGAAGCCUGUAGAAGCAAAACGCCUUUAUUCUACAUUCUUAAGAAAGCUGUAAAUUUUUUCCUUGGAAAAAUUGCAACUUUAAAAAGAGGAUUAUAGUGCUGACCUUGUCUCCUCUAUUUUUAAAUAGAUUUUACUGCAUAAUCAUUGGUAAUCGUAUACAUGAGGUUUUGUUUAAAAGAAACACAAAGGCUUAAUUGUAUUUUUUUAAAGGAAAGUAUUGCAUCAGAAGGAUUCAUUUAAAUACAUUUGGCUCUGGGCUCUCUUCACAAUUCAUUCAUUCUGAUUUUCCCCUGGACUUGUUAAGAAUGCAAAAUUUAGGAAGGACUGAGCCAAAUAACGCUUUUUAGAUCACUACAUUCUGGCUUCAAAGCAUAGUUCAGCUCAAAAACCUCUGUUACUAAAGAAAAUACUUCAUUUUAAUUCUCUGUUUGCAGUUGCAUUUUUUAAAAAAGCUAUUGUCUAAAUGUUAGGGCUGUUGUGACUCACAAAAGCAGCUAGUUCUGGGAUAAUGUCAGUAUAAUUGGCUGUUUGAAAGGGCGACAGCAGCAGAGAAAAUGCAGGGAGAGCCACUGUAGGUAUACAGGUCACUGUAAAGACAUGUGUAUACAUGCAAACAUCUUAAUGGCUAAGGCUUGAAUAAUUUUGAAAUUCUGAAUGGCCAGUAAUGCAUUUGUAGUGCGUCGUAAAGGCAUUCAAUAAUAUAGCCUGGGAGUCCCAACCCUUUUGAUCCUAGCAGCAGAUCUGAAAACUUAAGAAACUGCCAUGGGCACCACGAAAUGCCCAUUUCGCAAAAGAAAAAUUGGGAGUGCUCAGAACCCCCUCCCUGCAAACAGCAGGCAAAACACUGCACAAACUCCCCAAACAAAACAUAAGAAAAUAAAGUAGGCCAGUUGCACAAACACACCAAAAAUGCAAUCCUACCCAUCCAACAGUCUCAAGCCCCCUAAUAUAAAAAAGAAUUGGGGGGCUAGGAGCCUGAGGCCCCCAAAGCACCACACUGGGGACCCUUCUCUAGCCAGCUUUUUCCAGCCCAGCAGCAAGUGAUUGGAAAAGCUGUUUUUUCGCCCUUAUAGCCAAUCAGCUUCUCUUUGCUUUACAGGAGAGAAUCUUUCAGGUUUUCUUUUUUCCUUUAUUGUUAUUUUUUUAAUCUUCCUUCCGUGUACAGGAAAAGAUUGUCGGCCACAAAUCACUGGCCUGGCAAUGAAAGGGCAACUAUCUUGUGCUACAAGAGCAGCACAGUAGUAGCAAAAAAGUUGUGUUGGUUUAUGUACUGCACGCCAGCAGUUUGGGCUCUAGCAUCAUUCUGCAGACCAGGAAUUGAAAACCACUCUUUUAUAAACUAAUAAAACUAUGCCCUGAUAAGGGCAGUCCUUUUCUAUAAUGUAUAUAUAUUAAACGGUAGUGAUAUCCAUAAUCACAGGUCCUUCUAAUGGUGUAAUAUUCCAUGCUAAGUAAUUGAACAGAAUUCAGCAUCUGCUGACAGAUGAAUGCUUUUUCAGCUUUAAGGAGGACCCCUGGAAAAAACAUACGACUAGAAAUUAAAUACAGAUCCGGAAAGGAUGACAGGAAACUGCCCAGUUCAGAGUACUUGGGAGAGUAACAAAAAGUGUUUUUGGUUAACAGCCUAAAGUGUGUUGAAAAACCCAUCAGCGUAUUAUGAGCAUUAAAUACAUCUUUGUUGUAUAAGCUUUUUCGUUUUGUUUUCCAAACAGAAUGUUGUAGAACUGGUCAAGCCCGCCGAUAGCCCUUUCCCUGCUCCUUUGGAAGAAGGUUUGGCGAACGAUAUAUAUUCCAAAUUUAUAGCACAGAUCCCAGGUGAAGAGGAUGCAACUAAGGUAAAGGAGAAUUUUCCCAUUAAAGCUAUCUUGGUCAAGGAAAUGAUAUGCUCCUUAAUUAUCCAUCAAGGUGAGGCUUUUGGGAACUGCCGCCAUAUAAAUUUUGCUGGUCUUCUAACACAGAAGCAUAGAAUUAUAGAACUGGAAAGACCUUGAGGAUCAUUUAGUCCAACUUCCUGUAAUGCAGGAAUAUGCAACUGUCCCUUACGAGGAUCAAACCUGCAAUCUUGGUGUUACCAGCACCAUGUUCUAAUCAACUGAGCUAUCCAAAAAAUUCAAGAGGAGCUGGUGUAUUGCAUAUAUUUUACUUCCUCUGCAGAAGCAGGCAUAAUUAAAUGCAGUUUAUAAUUACACCCACUUUAAGAUGAGAAUUUGUUUCCUCUGUUACAGAGGUCCCCAGUGUGGUUCCCAUGGAAACCCAGCACCCACAGAGUCCCCCCCCCCCCCAGCUGAAAUCAGACUUGGAAGUAGUAUUCUGCUUUUGGGUUGUGUUUGUGGCACUCCUCUAAGAAAGCAGUACUGCAAAUAAAUCUGUUUUCAUUGAUGAAAUGUUGGGCACUGCGUUCGUUGAGUUUGUGCGCGCCAUGAUUUUGCAGGAUGAGAUCAAAUGCUUUGUCACCAAUUUACAAGGACAUGGCUAAGAUUAUCAGCUGCACAUUUUGUGUCCAACUGCACACUAAAAAAAAACAAACCUGGUAGAUAAUAGAAAAGGUGGCGUGUGAUGGUGCUCAUCACAAUUUCUCUGGUUUGUAGAAGCCCAUGGGCCCAAAAUAGCUGGUGACCUCUGCAUCUACUAUACCAGCUGGUAGCAAGGCACUUGCUAGCUUUGAGGCUCUGCUCUUCUGCUCAGUUUCUUAAGUAAUGUGACAGCCUUCCGUCCACUGGCUAGGCCAAAACAACCUCCCAAGUUACCUCUUUUAUGCCAAUACUGUACAGCAAUGCCGCUUUUGCAUAUGGUCCCGAAACGAACACCUUUCAUCUAAGAUUUCCUUCCACCCUGUUAGGAAAUGGAGGGAGGCGUUCCUCUGGAAGAGGAGGCUGAAGCCGAAACCAUUGUGGAUCCUUUGACAGGUUACACCAUCGAGGACGUUCAGAUGGUACUGGGCCAGAUCACGGGUGAAAUGCUCAGCGGUAUUCAGGUAUUUCCGGAGGGGUGGCGAUAGCACUCUGUUGCAGCAAAACACAACAAAGAAUCUUGUGACUUAAAAAGUUUCUUACUGCAAAGAAUUUUGUGGACUACAGUCCAUUGGUUUGUGAAACCUUAUGCCAUAAUAAAUGUGUUAGUCUUCAGGGUGCCACAAGAUUCUUUGCUGCUUUUAUUCUGUAUGCAUGAUGCAUACAGAAAUGUGCAUUGAUGCAGGAUCCUGCACACAGCUCAUUAUAGACUCAAGUACAAUACAGUGGUACCUUGGUUCUCAAACUUAAUCCGUUCUGGAAGUCCGUUCCAAAACCAAAGCAUUUUUUGUUCAUAUUAUUUAGUCCCUGCCCAUUGACCUUAGAAAUAUACUAUUUCUGUAAUCCAAGCAAUGCCUAAAUUAUUUGGAAUUGUUUCUGCACUCAAGCCCUUUUGGAUUGCUGGGACGUUUCUUUUCCGUAAUUAGCUGGAAGCAGAAUUAAAAUAGAGGUCCUAUAUUAUGAUCCUUGUAUAACGCUUACCCACAAGUUAGCCACAUUCAUCAGAGACACUUUCUAACAUUAGUUAAAAGUUCCUGUCUGCAGGAUUUGGCCUUUUCAUUGUUUUGUGCUGAUGGCUUCUGGGGAUUAGUCUCUUAAUUGCUCCAAUAUCAGUUCCUGUUCAUGCCAUAGGCAGAGUUUUAGUGACUUGUUGACCUGAAUUUUUGGAAAAAAUAAUAAUGCCAUUUUACUAUUAAACAUGAAAAGAAAAAAUUAACAUGAGAAACUCAGUAAUUAAAGCCUUCGGAUAAUACUCUGCAUAGAAACAGAAACUGAAAAUGGAGCAAUUAAAGACAGGCAUUUCCCAGGGCCAUUAAGAGCCUGUUAAUCACUAAUCCCUAGCUGCGAUCAACAGGAAGUGACACAACAGGCAGGUCCUACAAACUUGAAACCUUUAAUUAAAGGCACAGGAACUCAGGAAAGCUGGAAUAGUGCUUUGUCUGUCCCCAGUGGGCAGGCUGGUGCUGCAGUUGCAUUUUAUUGCUAAAAACGUUUUCAAAAGUUACAAAUCAUAAAAUAUGCCGGAGGACAAUACAUAACAGCGAGGAUUUGGCAGUGGUGUCCCCUGGAUUCUCUACAAAAAGUAAGUGAACAAAGAAUAGCAAUUCCAGAAGAAAGGGCUGGAGUGGAAUGCUAGAUAAUAAUGCAUAGGGUGAAAAGUGUGUUUCAUGCAGCAGCAUACAAUUUUCCAAUAUAGAAAAUAAACAGGACUAAAGGUUGGUGUGUGGUUUGUUUCAGUCGUUAGUUUAUUGUUUGGCAGAUGCAAGGACAGAAGAAUAAGGCAAAUCAGGACUGCGCAGAGUAGGACCUACAAAGCUUUAACAAACCCCACCAGCCAUGUGUUGUGGCCUACCAAGUACACAACAGCUCACCCACUGCUAUUUUUUUGUCCUAGCUGGGCAGGAAAAGCAGAAAAGCCUAUAUAUGGAGAAGUGCCCUCCAUAGGUAGCAGGCAGCAUCCAACAUGAUACAUUGUAAGGUGUGUAGGUCUAGGUUAGAUAGUACCAUUCUGCGAGAGUCUGCAUAGUCAGCUUCAGAAAUAACCAUCAUACGACUUCCUUGGUUUGUAAGUCUACUGUGUCAUAUAAAGACAUUUGCAUUCUUGCCCUCUCAUGCAGCACUAGGAAGCAGUUGAAGGACAGUCAAGCUAACCUCACAUGUUUGUCCUCUUUUUCAAUAAUUGUAUAGAAGAAAACACAGUUCUCUUCAGUGGAUUUGCAACCAACAGUUCCCUCUAACGCAAAUCAGGGGUACUUAAUAAAAUCUCUAUAAGCACAUGCCUUUAGGAUGGGCCUCUUCUUUCUCCCUUCCUCCCCAUCUUCUGCCCCCGGCACUAUUGUGAAAAGUCAGACAGCCCCCCAAAAGAUACAUUUAAAAUAAAGCAAUGUAGGUAUUUUUAUUUGCAUGUUGGCAAUUUGCAAAAAUGUGUCAGUGGGCAAAAUAAGAUUUGGUUAUUUUGAUGUAUAUCUAUCUAGUGCCUGCCAUUACUUGAAUAUCUUGUGGUUUAAUCCCAGUACAAGGACUGUCUCUCUCUCUCUCUUUCUCUCUCUCUCUCUCUCUUUGCCCCCACCCCUGCCUUGUUUCUCACGAGGCUUCAUAUCUUUUUGGAACCAGUUUUAGACUUGGAACAAUUAAGCUGCUAUCCUGUUUGCACUUACUGGGGAGUGGUAGCAUUGAACUCAGUGGUGCUUAGCCAUGCAUAGGAUUGCAGUAUUUUAAAAAUGUUAAGUGUAAGACUCUCUGCUUCUAUGGCCCAGCUAUCGCUCUUUUCUCAUCUCUCCUUCUCCCUGCUCUCUUCAUCCUGUGUGAGCCAUUUGCUUUUUGCCCUGUUUCUGGAGCUGCUGUCUUGCUCAGCAUCCCCACAUACGAUAAGGAGAAGGAGAAGUUCAUCCUGUGAUCGCUAUAAAAGUGAAUCUCUGGAAAUCCAUCUGUAUUGUUGUCUAUAGCCGUGAACCAUUUCAUUGUAGUGGGUCUUUGUCCGAUUGAACAGAUAACCCUCCUGCCAAAAUCAAGGAGGAUACUCAUCAAGCCUCAGGGAUUUUGGAUGUCGUCUUAGGGGCAAAUUCAAGGUGCCCUUUUGUCUUUAUGUUCCACUGUCUAACUCCCCCACUCCCUUCCUUCCUUUUUUAUUCUGGAGGAUUUUAUUAAUCUGGGCCACGUAUGAGGAACAUGAUAUGAUUCUAAUCUGUAUUCAUUUUAUUUAAGAUGCAUCUUCUGCCACCAAAAAGGGACCCAGAGCAGGGUGCAAACAUUACACAAUCCAUAAAGCCAACGAUUAAAACAAUUUUACAACCUAGUUUACAUCUUUUGUUGAGGUUCGCUAUUAACACUGUCUCUGAAACAAAUUGUUUCAAAUUUGGCUUAUAAAAAUACUGUGUGGUUUUAACUAGGAUCCCUAGGGGCCACUAAUGGGGCUUCAAACUUAAAUAUCAGAAGAGCACCCUGAGGAUCUCUUAACAGUGAAGGCAUAACUAAUCUGUGUUAAAUUAUUCUGUUCUUAUGCACUCAUGUUCAGAGACAUGAGAAGUAUUUAACUGGGUGAGUACAAGGUCCUUUUUCGUCCAUCAUUUUUGUCAGAAUCUCAGCAACCAUUAUACAUGAGGCCUUCCACCAGAAAUUGGCUAAAAUGGGCCACAAUAUGCCUGUGCCAUAUUUAAAACAUUGCCUACUAGUUCUCUUUCACAAAGUGAUUUUUGAGCUAAAUUCCGUUCCAGUUCCCCAAGACUUCAACAACAUCAUUUUGAAUUCAGCAGAGAAUUUGGUAUUAACUCUUAGAUGCAUUUAAACUAUGUCUAAAGUAGCAGAGAGAGAAAAACAGUUCUUGAAACCUUCAUUUCUGUUGUAUUCUGUCGCUUUGGGAGCUGCUUUUGUCAACCAUAUUCCCUCCACAAAAACAGGAAAUUACAGAAUGCACGAAAGUAUACAUUUCCUACAAAAGAGAUACACACAUCCACCUAUUUAAAAGGCUACAUAAAUUCCAAGGCCAUGGAUACAUUCAGCCAGCAUUUGUACAAAGUUGCAGAAACAAAACAAAAUGAAAGUUGCAGAAACAUACUAUCACUGUCAAGGAUUAUUUGUUGCCAUCCUUAUGACAUUGUUCUGAAUACUGCAACGAAAUCCAAGCAUUCUGAUGCUUGUUUGUAUGAUGUUCAUUUGCAAUGAAGCUUUAGUUGAGAGAGACAAGCAACAUCUAAUAAAGUAGUUCCAGCUUGUUGUUGUGCACAUUGCUUCAUUACAUUUCCAGUAAUGCACUCUUAAGUGCAAUAGAUCUGCUCUAAAGAUUAAACAUCUGCUGUGAAGGGAGGGGAGAAUGGAAAAUAACUCAAAUGCCAGAGAAUUCCACCUCCUCUCACCAAUUUAGAUUUAUUGGUAAAAUUCAUCUGAGAAGGCAAGGUUACUGGUCGGGUGGAUUGAGAGAUGGUUCCUGUUCAUGACAAGCAUAUAUAGUGCAUUGAACUAUGCACACAGCAAUGAAAUAAAGUAUUGUUGUGCAAGUACAGGCUGGGGCAUCGUAACAUCUGCAAAACAGGAAGAUGUCCAAAGAAUAAUGUCUGCCUUUGCUACAGUGAAACCAUGAAGACAAUGUGCAGUAGCUGAUAGCUCAGUUACAUCUACUUCUUCUUUAAAAUUGUCUUUACAGACUGAGAUUAAUGAAAGGCUACAAACGCAGCAAGAGGCCUAUUCUGCAAGAAUAGACAAGCUGAAGAAGGCCUGAAAGAACUGAGCAAGCAGAGGGAUGGUGGUGUCUUACACUUGCUAUAUAAAACACAGGACAGCAAGCCCUGUGAUGUGUUUCUAUUACCUAUAGUCAGCGUAAUUGGGACGCUGUUUCAUCAUCCAGAAAGCACUGUUCUUUACCAUAGCACAUCUAUUUUUAUAUUAUUUGAGUGUUCUAUGAAAAGAUAAAUAAAAUUAAACUUUAAUUUUCCUC
Podarcis lilfordi (Lilford's wall lizard) is the source of this 53564-nucleotide messenger RNA. The record is from the annotation of a GenBank genome assembly. Lineage: Eukaryota; Metazoa; Chordata; Lepidosauria; Squamata; Lacertidae.